AUGACUUGUGGGGUAGAGCCAAUGUUUGGCUCACGACGGAUGGUGGAGAUGUGGCUUUGGGUCCUGCCACUCGUCCUAGUGUGCCUGCCUUCUGCCUGCCUUCAGCCUGCAAAUAUUCUGGAGUCUGUCCACUGCUCUCAGGUAGGUACAAACCUUCUGAAAAAUUGGGGUUGGGGAGGAAAGGUCAGGGAACGGAGUAUCCAGAAGAAGGGCACGGCUGGCUGGCUGGCAUCAUUGACAGGGCCAUGCCACACACCACACGAUGUGCUUGGAAGUUCAACUUAUUCUAAAUGAGCUAUCGUGGUUGUUCAAAUGGGGGAAGUGGUUUCGUUUGUGGCACAGGCUGUAUUCCCAGAGAAGGCAUGCGUGUCCAAACCUCUUCGAAGAAAGGGUCUUGAGUAAGACUACACUCACAGGCGGUUUACUUCCACCUCUCUCAUACCACUCAACUGUCCUGAUCUAAGCGGGACAUCCUGGAAUUCUAGAAGCCAUUCCCUGCUUCUGACUGGAUCCUGGAACAUCCCAAUUUUUUUGGUCCCAGCGCUCUGGCUUUUGGCUCUCGUGCGCUGGCACAAAUCAGCUGGUUCCCUCGAAAGCAAAAUAACGAGAGUCCCAAUUUGGAGUGUUUUUCAUAGCUGUCAACUUUCCCCUUUUUUAAAGGGAAAUUCCCUUAUUCUGAAUAGGGUUCCUCGCAAGAAAAGGGAAAAGUUGACAGCUAUGGCAUUUUUCCACCUCAGGUCCCAAGCCAAACUGCCAUGCUUCCCGCCGCUGCCACCCUCUACAGUGGUACCUCGGGUUAAGAACUUAAUUUGUUCUGGAGGUCCGUUCUUAACCUGAAACUGUUCUUAACCUGAAGCACCACUUUAGCUAAUGGGGCCUCCUGCUGCCGCUGCGCCACUGAAGCAUGAUUUCUGUUCUUAUCCUGAAGCAAAGUUCUUAACCUGAAGCACUAUUUCUGGGUUAGCAGAGUCUGUAACCUGAAGCGUAUGUAACCUGAAGCGUAUGUAACCUGAGGUACCACUGUAUAGUUCUCUCAGCUGUAACGAAAUCGCACGACCUUUUUUAAAUGGGGGGGGAGGGGUUCUUAAAAAAACAUGCCUGGUUUCAAAUUUAAGCUGGGGUUGUGUACACACCAUACAUUUAUAGCACACACCACAAGAAUCCUGGGAACUGUAGUUUGUUAAGGAUGCCUGGAAUUGUGAGCAGUCAGCUACAGCUCCCAGGAUUCUGUGUAUGCAGUCCCUGUUAAUAUCGAGCUCUUUGCACCCUGAACAUCCUGGGUGGGCCUUGGGAAGAGGGGCAAGUCUCUCCAUCUCCCCUGCACUGCCUUUGACCCUUUCAGCCCUGAGGUUCCUCUCCCCUGCCCAUCAUGGCCUCUCUACCUAAUUUUGGUGACUGCUAUGUAGAAGGGAAGGAGCACUGUGGUUGCUAGGAGAGACUGAGGAGGAACUACCUGGUACUGUGACAAGGCCUCUUAGGUUGCUGUUUACUCAGCAAUUGCCACAGCCCGGCGGCUGAGGCUUCCUCGAGCUUGUGGCCAUGGAGACAGCAUGGCAGGAACAAAAGGUUUCGGCACCUGUGUACCGAGGCUAUGGCACUGCAGUGCUUCCCCCUCCUUUCCUGGCUCUGCUUCUGUGCCCUUUAACAGCAGGCCUGGCAUCGCAAGAACUAAGUAGGCCGCUCUUUUGCUGCCAAUUUCACCUGCCAUGAAAAGUGUCACCUGCUCAGGUGACUGCAGUUGUCAAGGCUCAGGAAACAAGGCCGCAAGCCUUUGUACCAAGCCAAGAUGGCGACGUCCCUCACCAGGACAUUGCAAAAGUUGAAAAGUCCACCACACAGAUACUGCCACUUAGUAGUAGUACUGUUGCUCUCCCUGAGUGAGAGACAGGGGAAAGUGUUUGCAACCACUUUCGGUUGUUUCCGGCUGAGGUGGUUCGAUCUGUCUUUUUUUGUCUGUGUUCUGCCACUGUGAGUCGAGCGGAGUUAAUUGCACGUUCUUUUGUAAUUCAAGAAAAUCUUUAGUAAAAAAUUAUAUCGAAACAAGGGGAUUAACGUGUCAAGGACAGUGGGAGGAGAAUAAUGGGGCUGCCAUCCCUGUGAUGGCAUAUCCCUCAACUGUCCUUAUAAAAACGGGACAUCCCAUUUUGGGAGACCUCACGUGAGAGCACGGAGCCAAAACAUGUGAGAUAUUGCGGCCCGGAAGAUGUGUGACCCAGUUUUUGGCCAGGACAUGUUGGGGGGGGUAUGAUGGGGGCGGGGAGAGCAAAGGUCUACUGAGGUAACGAAUAGGGCUAAUUAAAUCAAAGCCCUUGCCCCUUCUGCUUUGCCCCACUGUAGCUCAGAAUAUGGGGUGCCAGUCAGCCAACCUGGUCUGAUGGUGUUUCUCCUAAAUUCCUUCUAGAACAGCUCAAGGAGGUGAGGGUUGAGGGCAAUGAACUUCAGUGGUUCUGCUCCAACCUCUAGAGCCAUUUCCAGAAAGUAGCUAUGGGGUUGUUACUGUUCGACACUAUGGCAGCUUUCCCAUGGUGUUGCGCAGAGUCCCACCUUGUACCACACACUGUUUAAUCUCCUAUAUGAAGCUACUGGGAGCGGUCUUCGAGAGUGUCAGAAUAUUUGGGUGGCACCCAGCUUUAUCUCUGUGUUCCAUCUGAAAUAGGAGACACGGCUGAUAUGCUAGACAGAUGUUUGGAAAUAGCAAUGGUCUGGAUGUGAGCCAACAAACUGAAACCGAGGUAUUAUGUGUCCCCAAGUUCUUGGUCCAAGAGUUGGAGAACAGCGUUGCACUCCUCUGGAAAGAGGAGGUCCAUAGCUUGGGAGCUCACUCCUGGAUCCCACAUUGUCACUUGAGGCCUAGCUGGUUUCAGUGGUUAGGAGAGCCUGUUUUCAGCUCCAGCUGUUUUGCUAGCAAUUACCUGUUUUGGACAGCGAUGUCUCGGACACAGUACUCCAUGCUCUCUGGUAACUUCCAGAUUGGGAACUUCAACUGGUCCAAAAUGCAGCAGCCAAAUGACUGGCUGGGCUUGCCUUUAGAACUCAGUUCACCCUUCUUCCAAAACAGCCCAAUUCAAGGUGUUUGUGCUAGUGUUUAAAGUCCUAAAUUACUUAGACCCCCCCCCAAAAAAUAACUGAGAGACCGCCUCCUUCCUUACAGACCCUUCCUGAUGUUAAAAUCAGCAGAGGGGGCUGGUAGUUUCACCUCCUUCAAACAUUUGGGUAGUGGUGGCCAGGGAGAGGGCAUUGUGUGUGGCAGCCCCUAAGUUAUGAAAUUCCCUCUUUACCCUGGCCUUUGACACCUGAGGGGUCUCGGUGUUUCGAUUUCUGGGAAUGGAGUUGAGAGAUGACCUAACCUGGGGAGAAAACAGUAAAGACCUGAUGAAGAGAGCACAGCAGAGGUUAUCUUUUCUGAGAAUCCUCCGGAAAAAUAAUCUCUCAAAGGACCUGUUGAUGGCAUUUUACCACUGUACUGUUGAGAGUGUAUUAACUUAUGGCCUGUGUGUGCGGUUUGGGAGCUGCACGCUCAGGGAAAAAACAAUGCUGUCCAGGGUUGUAAAGACUGCGGAGAGAAUAAUUGGGUGCACUCUCCCACUUUGGAUCAAAUCUAUGCUUCCAGGUGUCAUAAGAAAGCUGCAGAGAUAGUGCAGGAUAAUGCGCACCCUGGAAAUUAUCUCUUUCAGCGUCUGCCUUCUGGAAGAAGGUACAGGGUUAUAAAGACUAGGACUAGCCACCUGAGGAACAGUUUUUAUCCAAAUGCAGUUUUGGUUUUAAACGCAGUGUAAGGUAGUCUCUGUGGGAGUAUAUUGUAUUUAAUUAUGGGGUACAGAGUUUUUAGGGGGUUAACCAGGCUGGGAUAGCUGGGAUAGCAGGCUGGUUGGUUGAAUGACUGAUGUAGAUUUUUCAAUUUCGUUGUUGUGUAUGGGACAAUGACAAUAAAGAUUAUCGUAUCAUAUCGCAUCGUAUCGUAUGUGUGUAUUCAGGGCCCACCAUAUUCCUGCUGCUGUAAUCUGUUUUGGACUGUUUCUAAUGCUGCGUUUUGUGUUGCUGCCCUGGGACCUGCUGGUGAAGGAUGUGUAAUAAUAAUAAUAAUAAUAAUAAUAAUAAUAAUGCUUUCGCUGUGGGUAAAACCUCAGUGCCUAGGACUUGCCGAUCGUAUGGUCGGCGGUUCGAAUCCCCGCGGCGGGGUGAGCUCCCAUCUUUCGGUCCCAGCUCCUGCCCACCUAGCAGUUCGAAAGCACCCUUAAGUGCAAGUAGAUAAAUAGGUACCGCUUUAUAGCGGGAAGGUAAACGGCGUUUCCGUGUGCUGCGUUGGUGCUGGCUCGCCAGCUGCAGCUUCGUCACGCUGGCCACGUGACCCGGAAGUUUCUUCGGACGGCGCCGGCUCCCGGCCUCUUGAGCGAGAUGAGCGUGCAACCCUAGAGUCGGACACAACUGGCCCGUACGGGCAGGGGUACCUUUACCUUUACCUAUAUUGUUGUUGGCAUCUGUCUGUCUUGAGAGACAAUGGAGCGUACCCCCGGGAACUCUAUUUCUACAUACAGUUAUUUAGAUGACUCAGGUGGGGGUUUGCUCCUUCCUUCUCCUUCCUCUGUUGCCACUGCCACUAUCAAAAGUUAGAUCGUAUGUUUCAUGGGGGCAGCAACCUGUUAUGUUUUUUCCAUUGGAAUCAUACAUGGAUAUAGAUAUUGUUGGGUGCACCCCAUUUUCUUAUCGAUGAAGUUCUUUAGGGAGGCCUACGUCUAUCCAGAGUUCAGGUUUUUUGGUCAAUGGAGACUCUGGUGUCUUUACGAAACGUGGUUUUCUUUACGCAUAUAUACAACCUGAACAUAGCGCGGAGAGGCUCGUAGCAUUAACAUUUCAGCAGACCUUGCCUCCUCAUUAGGUUCCCAGGGAGAUCUCCGAACCAUAGCUUUGGGUUCAGCACAGAGCAAAACAGGCCUCCCUGCCUCCUGCUUCUAGCAUCAGCCAAAACUCACACACCAAAACUAGGUGUGUGGUGAUGUUGCAGGUAGCCUGGUGACGCUGGUAGGGAACGGCCUAUAUCCUUUCCUGGAAGUAACUUCAGUUGUCACUAUGGCAACGUAUUUAUUCUUAGCUAACUCUUUAAGAUGUUGGUGAGUCUGGCCAAAGUCAUUACCUUAACAAAGGAGCUGGUUGGACCAGUUUACCAGUUCUCCUUUUGUAGAUUCUAACCUCACAGAUACAGAAUCACAGGUUUGGAAGAGAUCCACAGAUAUCAUCACCCAGACUGAUUUCCCUGCAAACCUAUAAUAAUAUAGUCCUAAACCAGAUGUGCAGGUGGAAGGGAGAUUCCUGGUUGACUUCUCAGAGCAAAAGAUAUAGCAGAAUACCCAGAGUAGCUUACAGUAAGGGAAAAGCAGAACAGUACUGUUUAAAACAGUCAGUACAAACAGGUGAGUUGUAGUCCAACAAUUCCUAGAGGGCUACAGGUUCCCCACCUUAUUAAGCCAAUAUGUCCUGCGUUGGGAACAGCUUUCAUAGACCCAAGAAAUUGGUCCUCACAAUGAAAUAACAGUUGGAAGGCAUGUUGUUUUAGACUCAGCCUGGCAGGGUGUGUUGUAGGGUGGGAGAAAAGGAGCUCAACUUGCGAUAGUCUCUUUACUAGCUCUUGAAACUGUCCCUUUUGUGUCCUUCUAUAGGGUCUUGGCUGCCAGCUAUUGGGUAAGUGUUCGUACCAAAAAAUUUAAUAAUUUUCAUCCCUGUUCUUUAUCUUGAUAAAUCUAUGAGCUUAUCAACACCUACCUUUUGCCCAGACACAGAUCCAUACGUGAAGGCUCUGUGUCGGAGCAAUUUUUAAAUCUUUAGUGCUAAAUCGCUUAGAGAACUUAGGUUUUCUGAGGAUUGCCGUAUGCUCCGAUUGUGCUUUAAAGAGCGGGUUUUCGUGGGGAAAUCUCCAGAGGGGGAAAAAAAGUGUGCUCAGACAUGUAGCUUUAAAGCACGGAUGAUCUUGCCUGGAAAGAGUGGAGGAAAGGUAAGCAUGACUAAAUCCAAGUGUGAAGACUGCCAUUGACUUGACUUGUCCUAAAGCCCGAUGCGUGGGAUUCUUUUGCUACAGGGUUUGUUUGUUUAAAAGCAUUCUUGUCAUCAUUUGGCCACAAUUCACGUUGCACGACCCAAAACGUGCCAAAUAUUUCUACUGCAGUGUUCCUGGGAAAGAGGGGAGAGUUUCGGGUGGGGAUGGACGUCACCCAAGAAAACCAGCUUUAGACUGCCUUAGUCUUGUGACCCCUGGAUUCAACACAAGCUUCUUCUCAUCUACAAAAGCUUCAGACUAUGUUCUAGGGAUGGAAGGCUCUGUGAAUUUUGGUUCAGGGCUCUUUUGACGGUAGUGAGUGUUCCUUCGAAAUGCUAUGUUUGGAGGUGCUAGCACACAUUCUGCUGAAUAGUACCCUUCUUUCACUGGGUAAUUCUUUCUUUCUUUCUUUCUUUCUUUCUUUCUUUCUUUCUUUCUUUCUUUCUUUCUUUCGCCUACUUUCAGAAAAGGGUGUGCUGUGCAUCCCUGGGCAUGCCCUGCCAGCCCCAGGGCAAGACCCAGUCCUGGUGCUGACCCAGAUGGAGACGAGGAACGGACUUCGGUGUCGGAAGCAGCGAGACUGCAUCCCCUGUGUGCAGGUGAUCCUACGCCUUGGCCUGCUGGGUGAGAAAGAUGGCUCAGGGCUCUGUACCUGAAUGUUGACCCUGGCCUGUUGCUGUUGCUGCAGUUGGCCUUGUACCUUGGCUUUCAGUCCUAGCUGGCCUAUGCCCCCUCUGCCACUUCAGGGCAGGCUUGUUCGUCUAGUGAUAGCAGGUCGUGAUUCUCACGUUAGGUUUGAGAGGUCGUAGAGUUCAGUUCCUAGACAUGCCCCACGAGGGACCAAACCGUACAGAAGGGAGAAAGGCCAGAAUUCAACAGGAGGACAUGUACUCUGAAAGUCCCAGGCUCUGUCAUAAGAACAUAAAAAAGAGCCCGCUGGAUCAGGCCCAAGGCCCAUCUAGACCAGCGUCCUGUUCUCACAGUGGCCAGCCAGAUGCCUGCUGGGAAAGCAGCAAGCAGGAUUUGAACACGAGACCUCUCUCCUCUCCUGUGGCUUCCAGCAACUGGUAUUCAUAAUAAUAAUAAUAAUAGUAAUAAUAAUUUAUUAUUUGUACCCUGCUCAUCUGGCUGGGUUUCCCUAGUCACUCUGGGUGGCUUCCAACAAAGAUUAAAAAUAUAUUAAAAUGUAACACAUUAAAAGCUUCCCUAAACAGGGCUGCCUUCAGAUGUCUUCUAAAUGUCUGGUAGUUGUUUUCCUCUUUGACAUCUGAAGGAAGGGUGUUCCACAGGGUGGGCGCCACUGCCGAGAAGGCCCUCUGCCUGGUUCCCUGUAGCUUUGCUUCUCACAGUGAGGGAACCACCAGAAGGCCCUCAGCGCUGACCUCAGUGUCUGGGUAGAACGAUGGGGGUGGAGACACUCCUUCAGGUAUACUGGGCCGAGGCUGUUUAGCGCUUUAAAGGUCAACACCAACACUUUGAAUUGUGCUUGGAAACAUAUUCAGAAGCGUUGCUGUCUCCAUCUGUGGAUGUAGAUAGAGCCCAGCCAUCAAAUUUCCUCCGUGAAUUUAUCCAAUCCUCUCAUUAAAAAAAAAAAAGUUUUCAAUUAAAUAUUUUUUCUUGUGUUACAAAACAGACAAAUAAGUGGAGAAAAGUACAAUUGGUGGACAAUUGCUGCACUGCACUGUGCUGAGCUGCGUUAUUAUUAUUGUUAUUAUUUGGGGUACACAGUCAUUUUAUUUCCUUGUAGAAUCACCUGCCUUGGGUUCAAAACAAUACGAGGGAGCUGACAGGACCAGCCCAGAGCGCAGAAGACAUCAUGGCAACACUGAAGGUGAGCCAGAAAGGAGACUUUGUCUACAGCAGUCUCUGUUGUUGUUGUUGUUGUUGUUGUUUGUCUACAGCAGUCUCUGUUGUUGUUGUUGUUGUUGUUGUUAUUUUGAAAUAUUGCGCAGUUAUACAGAAGUCAAAGAGGAGGAACAAGAAAGUUGGUAUCGAUGUUAACAAUAGCAAUUGCUGCACAGAGAAUAACCACCUUGGAUAGUUCAGUUGGCUAGAGCGUGGUGCUGAUAAUGCCAAGGUCGCAGGUUCGAGCCCCAUAAACAGUGCCUUUUUUUCCCUUAAAAAAAUGUUUAGGGGUAUUCGCCUUUUCCUACUCAUAUUGAAAUACUGCCCCUCAGUGAGGCCAGGCUUAGAUUCACAAAACGUUUAGGGGUCUGCGUACCCCUGUGUCCCCCCAGAAUAAAGACGGCUGCAUAUUCCUGCAUUGCAGGGGGUUGGACUGGAUGAUCCUCAGGGUCCCUUCCAGCUCUUGUGAGUCUAUGAGCCUAAUUAAUUCGCGAUGGCAUAUUAUAGGAAUGUGAGGAAUGACUCAAACAGCCUCGUGAAGUAUAUUGAUGGCCGCACCAGUCCUCCAGUUCAAGAGUCCAUAUCUGCAUUUAUUUCCAUUCCUCUUCUGACACCCUGCACUCCCUCCCUUCCUCUUUUCCCAGGAUUCCUGCAGGCGCACGUGCUGCUCUCAGCUGAGACAUACGCUUCCUCCCACUGCGCCAGUAUGAAGGUUUUGCUCCCCCUUGGUGGUGACUGGCACAACAGAAGUGAUUUGGUAAGUGAUUUGGGCCCAUUGAAUGUCCAUUGGUGAAAUCCAAAAUUUGUAAGCAUGGAGAACAAGUGGGUGGAUCCACACCGUAUGUUUCAAAGCACUCAAAAUCCUGGGAACUGUAGUUUGUGAAGGGUGUUGGGAGUUGUAGCUCUGUGAGGGGAAAACUACCAUUACCAAUAAUUUUUUUGGGGGGGUGGGGAGGGAAUCAAGCUCCUUAAAAUGUGUGUUGGAUGUGCUUUAAAAGUAUGGUUUACAAUGGAGUUUACUGUGUAUGUGAAUGGGCCUCCUUUUUUGAGGCGCUGUCUGUCUGACGGAGCCUUCAAUCAGUGCCCAUCUCAUUUCUUUUUAGCAGUGAAUUCAGAUUUCCUGUAUCCUGGGAUAAUCUGAAAAUUAGAAUUAACCCUACUCCAAACUGCUGUUAAUCUGUUACUGGAUCCAUUGCUGCCGUUCUUUUCCUUGGGGGCAUGUCUGAAUGUUCUCUUCUCCCACUCAGUUUUGCAUGCUCCCAGCAUCCAUUGUCGCUUCUCAUUUGUUUUCUGGUACCCAUACUUCUAUGGGACGUGGGUGGCACUGUGGGUUAAACCACAGAGCCUAGGACUUGCCGAUCAGAAGGUCGGCGGUUUGAAUCCCCGGGACGGGGUGAGCUCCCGUUGCUCGGUCCCUGCUCCUGUCAACCUAGCAGUUCGAAAGCAUGUCAAAGUGCAAGUAGAUAAAUAGGUACCGCUCCGGUGGGAAGGUAAACGGCAUUUCUGUGCGCUGCUCUGGUUCGCCAGAAGCAGCUUUGUCAUGCUGGCCACAUGACCCGGAAGCUGUAUGCUGGCUCCCUCGGCCAGUAAAGCAAGAUGAGCGCUGCAACCCCAGAGUGGGUCAUGACUGGACCUAAUGGUCAGGGGUCCCUUUACCUUUACCUACCCAUACUUCUGGCAUGUGGUGAAAACAUAAAUACCGUUUCAAACUUUAUUCUUGUACCCUCUGGUUUGCGCACACACAGAAUUUCAUACGACUGAGUUUCAAGCAAGUGUCUGGGAAGGUGACUUAAAAAUAAAUAAAUCAUAGGACUGUGGAGUUGGAAGGGACCCUGAAAGUCAUCUAAUCCGACCCCUGCAAUGCAGGGAUCCUUGCUAAACAAUCUUACUCACCCUCCUUCACUUUUUAAGCCUCAGAUGUGUGCAGUGAAGGUCAACUAAGCAAGCAAACGACAUGAGAUGUAGACUCAAGCCGACCUAUAAUCAGAUCUCUGCUUCAGUGCUUAUCUGAAGGAAGAAAUUUAAAACAAGACCCAUGCACCUAAAUAAAUAGGUACCUGCACAUACUCACUGGGGGGUUGGUCAGUGAAACAGAAGAAUCUUUUAUUUUAAAAAAGGGAAAAAAUGUGCAGGUAAACAGAAAGCUGUGCAUGUGGCCCUUUUCUACUGCCAUGGUUCGGCGAGUGGAAUGAACAAGUCAGUGAGUGUGAAAAACAGACACAGGGUUAAAAAAAACACCUACUUGUAUGCCAGGACAAGAAACAAUGGAUUGGGUCAAAUCCAAAUAUGCACAUGUGGAAACUACUGAGAUUGCUUUCGAACCGCAGGAAUCUGGAUUAGCAGUGAGGUAGGGCUCCGUGAUGAACCAGCCCAUAAAGAAACUGGUGUUUGUCUAGUGAAAUAGAUGAGAAGGAGGGAGGGAUUGAGGGAAGAAUGCAGGAUCUGUUUUGCUCCCUGGCACUUGACUUGCAGAGCCGGUUUUGGCUGCAGACGGGCAGAGAACCCUAAUCUACCACUAAAUCAGUCUGACCACAAGUUCAGUUCCUCCACUUUGCCCUACCCGUAUGCAGAGAUGGGUAUUCCAUAAAGUGUAUAAAUGGAAAUCCUUGCCCCCCACUUCAUAAUAGGUUCUGCAUUAUUACUGCAUUUUCAUCCCUCCUUUCCUUCAAGGAGGCAUAUGUAGUUCUCUUCUUUUUAUCCUAAUACGAACCCCAGGAGAAAAAGUGGAAAGAGUCUAACAGAUCCAAGGUCAGCUUGUGAGCUUCAUGGUGCCGUGGAAAUUUGAACCUGGAUCUCCUUGGCCUUAGUUUGAAACCCUAACCAUUAUUCCACGCUAACUCCAUCUGCUAGUUUUCAGUAGCUAUGCAGAGCACUGGGGCAACUCACGCAUGGCAAACCUGCUGCGAAUCAUCCUCACACACCAUACAUUUAAAGAAUGUGACGGCCCCCAGAGAAUCCUGGGAAAUAUAGUUUGCUAAGGGUGCUGGGAAUUGUAGUUCUGUGAAGUGCAAACUGCAAUUCCUGUGUUUCUUUUUUUUUUCAGGAGGGGGGAUGCUCUUUCAAUGUGGAAUUGCCCACACUCCAGAAAGCAGCUUAUCUUUGACGGCUAGAUGCUUGCCUUUUGAUAAAGGAGAACUGGGUUCCUUGACAAUGCUAAAUUCUGCAGAGUGUGGUUGCAAAAAUGGCAAGAUAUAUUAAGCCCCACUGAUAUACAAACGUAUUUUAGAUGCCGUUUUAGCUGACCUUAAUUGGUGGGCCAUAGAGCUGCAAUUUCUGCCGAUAAUAAUAAUAAUAAUAAUAAUAAAUUUAUACCCCGCCCAUCCAGCUGGGUUUCCCCAGCCACUCUGGGCGGCUCCCAACGGAUUAAAAACAGAAUAAAACAUCAAACAUUAAAAACUUCCCUAAACAGGGCUGCCUUCAGAUGUCUUCUAAAAGUCAGAUAGUUGUUUAUUUCCUUGACAUCUGACGGAAAGGCGUUCCACAGGACGGGCGCCACCACCGAGAAGGCCCUCUGCCUGGUUCCCUGUAACCUCACAUCUCGCAGUGAGGGAACCUCCAGAAGCCCCUUGGAGCCUUCUGUGGCUAACUGGCAGCCUGCAUGCCCUCCAAACAAUUUCAAGAGCCCCUCCACGUCAAAAGAUCAUCGCCAAUAUGGUGUCUGGAGCAGCAGCAUACACAAAACGUUUAAUGAUCCACAGCCACAGAGCUUCUCUCCCUCUGAGCUCUGCGCUAAGCUGCUCUAUCCAGCCUCUCUUGCACUGUCAGGGCGCUAAGCAACCAGUGUUUGGGGAGACCAUUGAAGCAGUAGCCCCAGAUAAGCAGCAGGACUGCAGGCAGGUCCAACCUCCCACCCUAGUGGUGAUGGUGGGAGGUAACACUUUGAGGAGGACGUGGUGGUUCCCAAAGACAUCCCUUGCCUUUCCCAGUGGGAAAGGUGAAGUGCGACAGAUGGCAGCCCCAUUGGGUCCCUCUGUGUGUGUGUGUUCCUGUCUGUGGGCGUGAUAGUGUGUGAGAGAGAAAGAAAGAGAGGGGGGGUGUGCUCCUUUCACCUUUGACACUCCUGCCCCCUUCCUUCCCAGGGCUCUCUCCAGUUUGACUGCUUCCCGGUGGCUCUCAGCGGGGAGUUGCAUAUCACGGCAUUCACUCAUCCCCACUAUCAGUUUGCACAACUCUUGCGGAAGACCCACUCUGGGCCAGGUGAGUGCCUUUCAGGCCUGCUCCAGAAGUGAGCAGCUGAGGAAAUGGAGGAGAGCAACCAACCAACCUCCAGGCCUUCCUUCUGUGUUUUCUUCCCACAGACUGCACCUGGCACAGAGCAAAAGAUGCCAUCCGCCUCUGCCAAGGUAUGUAGCAAUGCCACCGACUUCUUAUCAGUGCCGCUGCCCUGACGCAGGUACCAGUCAGAGCCACCCUGCGGCUCGUUUGAUAGGGAUCUGAGCUUCGUUGAAAACAUUCCCACGGCGGCAACCUUUCCUAAGGCUAAAACCGCCUCUUUUCUGGGUCGAAACCAAAGGUCCAACAAGGACAGGGGUGAGGAACAUUCCAGCCCUCAGGACAAAUUUGGCCCAACCUGAGUCACAGUUAGGCCCGGAGUCCACUUCCUGCAAACGGUGCCAGUCUGCUCCAAAUCUGACAUCCUUUGUCACAUCGGGAGCAGGUCGGCUAUACAACCAGGUUCCCUGUGCAGUCCAUCUCUGCAUAUAGCAGGUGUAUACCUGAAGGAGCGUCUCCACCCCCAUUGUUCAGCCCGGACACUGAAAUCCAGCGCCGAGGGCCUUCUGGCGGUUCUCUCAUUGCAAGAAGGGAGGUUACAUGGAACCAGGCAGAGGGCCUUCUUUGUAGUGGCACCCGCCCUGUGGAACGCCCUCCCUUCAGAUGUGAAGGAAAUAAGCAGCUAUCUUAUCUCUAAAAGACAUCUGAAGGCAGCCCUGUUUAGGGACGUUUUUAAUAUUUAAUGCUGUAUUGUUUUAACACUCGGUUGGGAGCCGCUCAGAGUGGCUGGGGAAACUCAUAAUAAAUUAUUGUUGUUGUUGUUGUUGUUAUUUUAAAGCCAGGUGAGUUCAAGCUUAUCAACUGCGCAAAUGAGUUUCCCGUGGGGAACUUGACCACACUUCCAAUCCCUGUAAGAACCAGGUUUACCAGCCCAAUGCUGGAAAAGCCCCGGUUGGUUCCUAGGCAACCAACAACCAGCUUGGGAGGCACUUUCCCAGGGACGUUGGCAGGUGAUUGGGAUAACUCACCUGUCCAUCGUCUGAUGUCAUAGGGGCAUCAGGUGAUGGACAGGAGGGUUGUCCCAGCCACCUUGUUGUAUCCAAGUAAAUUCUACUCGCAGUUGGAGCUAACCUAGUCACAUCCAUUAAUUUCAUUGCUUCUACUCUGAGUAAAAGUGGAACAACACCUUGAAUAAGGUCCAAAGUUUGUGUAGUGCAGCUUUCUGGUUUUCUGCAUAUUAAGGACUCUUGUCCUAACCCUGAUAUGUUAACCUUCAUACAGGCAAAGCAGUACCACGUAAUUCAAAUUUUAUUAGUCAGGGGAAAGAUGACUGUGCAAGAGUGGAAUUUGGUGCGUAUCCAGUCUGGGCUCUGGCAUCCUGCUUUCAGAGAACCCCAGCUUUCAUUCUUAAAUAGCACAUUCAUAUUACUCACAAUUGCAGACUCUGUGACAUAAGAGUCCACACAGAGAGAAGUUUGAAAAUGCCAUUCUGUGUUUGAUGAAUACUUGGAAACGAAUGUCCGUUUUGUAAAAUGUGUCCUGUUUGCGUAAUUUGGGAGUAACCUGCAUGGAGCAGGUGAACUCUGUGAACUGGGACAGAGGUGCUUACAGGCACAGUUCCAGUGACUAAAGAAACGAUGGAGACGCAUCUGAUAUCUGUAAAAUUUGUAACAGGGGAAGACGCUGAUCCAGUUUGUGACCGCUGUGAAAAAGGCAAAUCAUUCUUAUUAUUGUUUAUUGAAUUUAUAUACUGCCCUUUACCCGGAGGUUUCAGUGUUGAUCACAGAAUAAAAUCAAAAUAUAAAACCACAAAAUACAUAAUCAAAAUAAAAACAACAACCCAAUAACCCCCCUCCCCCCAAAAAAACCUCCCACCACAUUUAAAAAGGGCCUAGAAUGUCAAUCAAAUCAACCGCAGGCCUGGUUUAAAAGGAACAUUUUUGCCUGGCGGCUAAAGGUGUAUAAUGAAGGCGCCAGGCGAACUUCCCUGGGGAGAGCAUUCCACAGAUGGGGAGCCACUGCAGAGAAGGCCCCUUCUUGUGUUGCAAUCCUCUGGACCUCUUGAGGCACACGAAGAAGGGUCUCGGAAGAUGAUCUCAGGGUCCGGGUAGGUUCAUAUAGAAAGAGGCAGUCCCUGAGGUACGGUGGUACCUCAGGUUACAAACACCUCAGGUUACAAACACUUCAGGUUAUAGACUCUGCUAAGCCGGAAGUAGUACCUCGGGUUAAGAACUUUACCUCAAGAUGAAAACAGAAAUCGCGUGCCGGCGGCACGGUGGCAGCGGGAGGCCCCAUUAGCUAAAGUGGUACCUCAGGUUAAGAACGGUUUCAGGUUAAGAAUGGACCUCUGGAAGGAAUUAAGUUCGUAAGCAGAGGUACCACUGUAUUGUGGUCCUGAGCCGUUUGAGGCUUUAUAGGUCAAAACCAGCACUUUGAACUGGGCCCAGAAACUAAUUGGUAACCAGUGCAGUUGGACCAGAAUCGGUGUAAUAUGCUCAAACCGGCUUGCUCCUGGUGAGCAACUUGCCAUUGAAUUCUGCACUAGCUGAAGUUUCUGAACCAUCUUCAGAGGCAGCCCUGCGUAUAACGCAUUGCAGUUAUCUAACCUUGGGGUUAUCAGAGCAUAGACAACAGUAGUUAGGCUAUCCCUGUCAUGAAGCUCCACCACUGGGCGUAGCUGGGCCGAAGCUGAUGGAAGGCACUCCAGGCCACUGAGGCCACCUGAGCCUUGAGCGACAGCAAAGGAUCCAGGAGUAUCCCCAAGCUACAAACCUUCUCCUUCAGAGGAAGUGCAACAAGAACAGGCAACCUCCCAGCCAUCUGGUCUAGGGAACCACCCACUAACAGUGCCUCUGUCUUAUCUGGAUUGAGCUUCAGUCUGUUGGUUCUCAUCCAGUUCAUUACUGAGGCAAGACACUGGUCUAGCACUUCCGCUGCUGAGUGUCAUCAACGCGAGGGAUCAUUAGGAAAGGAAUGAAAUAAAACUGCUGCUAUCAUAAUGCCAUUAUACAAAUCUGUGGUGCAACCACAGUUGUACAGUGUAUACUUUUCUGGUCAUCUCACAUCAAGAAGGAUAUUGCAAUUGGAAAAGGUCCACCAAAAUUAUUAUUAUUAUUAUUAUUAUUAUUAUUAUUAUUAUUAUCCAUUUCAAAAAUCUCAGAAUGGUUUGCAAUACAUUGACACAUUAAAUAAAACAACCCAGAAUAAAACAUUACUGAAUGAAUUUAAUAUAUAUAUUCAAAGCAACAUAAUUAAACUAAAAUAUUAUCUUAAAGAUUUCAAAAUAAAAUGUUACGAAGGAGUUCAAGUACAGAAUGCACAUUUAACGCAGAAAUGUUAAUGAAAAGAAAUCUUAAACAUUUCCAAAUAAAACAUGACUAAAGGAAGUCAAAUAUAACAUGUGCAUUUAAAACAGCGCAAUUAACAAGAGAACAAGAUAUUAUCACAAGCAUAUCAGCUGCUGUUGCUGCCAGUCCUCGUUAUUAAAUACUGUAUACCACGAAAAAAGGACACCAAGAACUCAGGCCAAUGUAAGUUUCAAUAGUGGGAGUGGUCCCUACUCACAAUUCAAUACUCAAUAGUAACAAAAACUAAUCCAUUCAAAAGUAUGUAUUCUAAUGAAGAUUACAAACUCAAAUAGAGAUUACAAACUCAAACUCAAAGAGAUAUGUAUAACACAAUAAUUCGUUACAAAGAUUUUCUCCUUUUCACUCGACAGUAAUGUUGAUCCUUAUAAUUUAUCAGCUUGCAGAUGGAGACUCAGUUUCAAUCAUAGAGCAGAAGUCAAAUUAUGGAUUGGAAACCAGGACAGGACCCUGUUUCGAUGUAUUCACCUUCAUCAGCUACCGUAGAUUCCGGCGUAUAAGGCGACUUUUUAACCCCGGAAAAGAGCCCGCCCCCCGCUGCGGCGGCUUUCUCCCAGCGCGGAGCUGCCCAGUGUAUUAGGCGACUGGGCUAAUAAGAUGAACCCUCAAAUUGCACCUGCUAAUUUGGGGGGUCGUCUAAUACGCCCAGUCGCCUAAUACGCCGGAAUCUAUGGUAAUUUUUAAGUUUGAAGUUUGUAAGUUUGAAGACUUUCGGAUAAAUAUAUGCACAGAAAAGCUCAAGAUACAUGUUGAUCUACCCGCACGUAGUUGUUAUCCUAGAGAAACGUAGAAAAUGGAUAACAACUACGUGUAAUCUCUGUUAGAGUUUGUAAUCUCUAUUUGAGCUUGUAAUCUUUAUUAGAAUACAUACUUUUGAAUGGAUUAGUUUUUGUUACUAUUGACUAUUGAGUUGGCCUGAGUGCUUGGUGUUCUUUUUUCUUAUAGAAUCAUAGAAUCAUAGAGUUGGAAGAGACCACAAGGGCCAUCGAGUCCAACCCCCUGCCAAGCAGGAAACACCACCAGAGCACUCCUGACAUAUGGUUGUCAAGCCUCUGCUUAAAGACCUCCAAAGAAGGAGACUCCACCACACUCCUUGGCAGCAAAUUCCACUGUCGAACAGCUCUUACUGUCAGGAAGUUCUUCCUAAUGUUUAGGUGGAAUCUUCUUUCUUGGUUGCUGCCAAUCCUGCCAAUGGUGAUUUAUGGUGGGUGGCAGCUGUGGACGCUCAGAUUCGAUCUCCUGGGUCCGCACUAAGAGCCAGCCAAGAUGAAGGAGAUGAAGCGACUCAUCCCGGGGGGGAAAGGUUACAGAAUUUGGGACUUCUUAGUUUAGAGAAAACUAAACUUCACUGGGCGUCCACAAUUUCUAGUGUUCUGCGAGAGGGAUUAAAAAACAAAUAAAGCUCUAUCUGCUUUCUCCAUGCCACGAAUAAUUUUAUAAACUUGUAUCAUGUCGCCACUUAACUUGCUGUUUUCUCUAAACUGUGAAUUUAUGUAGCGUAUUCAUGGCUGCCUCCUCUCUCCUGCAGUGCUCAGACUGGAGGUCUCCAUGAAGUUAGACAAGGCAGUGCUGCAUGUGUUGGACAUCCCUGAGGGUCAGCACUUUUCCAUGUGGCUGUAUCUGAAUCAGACGAAUGCAUUCAAAGAGCUGGGCGAGGACGCACCUAAAUUGCUGGUGAGCAGAAGAAGACUCCGCCGAGAAGCUGAGCUGAAUGCUCCUCCUCCUCCUCGUCAUAAGAACCCCCAGAAAAGCAGGAGAAGAGAUGGGGGGUGGGAUUCUGUCUGGGAAGCCCUUGAGGGAACAAGUGCCUUGGCCUGAUGUUCCUUCCCCCUGUUUCAAUUCCUUCCCCCUGUUUCAAACCCAAAAGGAGAUGUGCAGUCAGUCAUUGUUGUUGCUGUUGUUUAGUCGUUUAGUCGUGUCCGACUCUUCGUGACCCCAUGGACCAGAGCACGCCAGGCACUCCUGUCCUCCACUGCCUCCCGCAGUUUGGUCAAACUCAUGCUGGUAGCUUCGAGAACACUGUCUAACCAUCUCGUCCUCUGUCGUCCCCUUCUCCUUGUGCCCUCCAUCUUUCCCAACAUCAGGGUCUUUUCCAGGGAGUCUUCUCUUCUCAUGAGGUGGCCAAAGUAUCGGAGCCUCAGCUUCAGGAUCUGUCCUUCCAGUGAGCACUCAGGGCUGAUUUCCUUAAGAAUGGAUAGGUUUGAUCUUCUUGCAGUCCAUGGGACUCUCAAGAGUCUCCUCCAGCACCAUAAUUCAAAAGCAUCAAUUCUUCGGCGAUCAGCCUUCUUUAUGGUCCAGCUCUCACUUCCAUACAUCACUACUGGGAAAACCAUAGCUUUCACUAUACGGACCUUUGUUGGCAAGGUGAUGGCUCUACUUUUUAAGAUGCUGUCAGUCAUACAUUUCAGUCAUAUGCAGUCAGCCAUACAUUUCACUAAUUUUCUUAUCCUAAUGAUGUUGUUAUAAGAAAAAAACUGUUCCUUUCCCAUUUUGUGGUAUCCAAGAGUCCUUAAGUGAGUUAUUGGUAGGAGAAAAUAACAGAAGCCAACCAGAGAAAAUUGAGGCGCAAAGCAGCCUGUCUCCACUCACCACAUGCAGGAGGGAGGAGAGAACCCUGAACGAUGGUGCGCAAGCCCUUAUAUAGACUUUUGAAACUGCCCGCCCUGUAGCCCAAGACCACCCCCGCAAAACAUCAUACAUACAUCACAGAAGGAGGUGGUCUGUUGCAGAAAUCCUGUCUGCCAGGAUCUGAUAAUGGUCAUUGAUUGCAUUACCUGGGCAGUCUGGCCAUUUCUUUUGUGAUGGUUAAUACUUUAAUUCCUCCUUGCAGGGAAAUAUUUGAGGUCAAAAUGGUUUGGGAGAGUCAAAAUGGCUUCAGGAUUGCUCUUCUGUACUAUUUCAGACACGUGGUUUAUAUACCUAUGUAUGUGUUUGCCUUGUACAUUUAUGAACGUUUAUUUUAUAUUUGGGACCUUAGAAUUCUUAUAACAGUGUCUAGGGGCAGGAAGAAUCUGAGACCAGGCAAGCUUUUUCUCGCUAAGCUGCUCUCACUCACGUCACUUCCCUGUUUUGUAUUUAGACUGGAAACGAGAAUGUGAGCUUGCCUGUCGACCAGGUGUUACCCUGUCUCUGCGUGGAGGUAAGGAUUUUUACACACACCACAAAGUUUCCCCCCUCGCUAUACACCUGAUGCACGUUUAACUUUAAAUAAGUGUAUGCCUUCCCCCAGAGAAUCCUGGGAAUGGUAGUUUACCCUAGCAGAGCCACAACACCCAGCAUUCCUAGCUUAACUACAGUUCCCAGGAUUCUUUGCAGGAAGCCAGGUGCUCUCAGCAUGCAUUAAAUGUGCGAUGCAGUUGCAGUGUUCUAAGCCAUACCCUUCCUCACAUUAUGACAACAGUGGGAAACUUGUGGUCCUCCAGGUAUUGUUGAACUACAGCUCCCAUCACCCCUGAUCCUUGACCAUGCUUUCUGGGGCUGAUGGGAGAGCCACCACCUUGUCACCUGCGACAAGUUUGAUUUGACUAUGGCCCAGCUGCUAAUGUCCUAAAAUAGUGGGUUAAGGUUUAAGUCUGACUAGAACCCUGAUUUUUUUUAACAGAAUUUUAAUCCCAGUUUUCAUACAUGAAUCAUUUCACAUAGCAAUUUAUCGGAGUAAGUCCUGGGUCUUACUGGGUCGUUUGACCCAGUACUGAUCCCUGUGCCACCACGGUGAUUGCUUCCCCACUGCCACCAACCCAUUUCUCUCGGGCACACACAGAGUCCAGACAGUUGUUAACAUUAAACCAAAUAAACAAGUUUCUUUUAUAAGCAUUAACAAGUUUAUGGUUUCAGAUAAUUUUUCUUGUCAGUUUCUUUAUCUUACGUAGUUUCAUUACCGGCCUAUACCUUCCUAAUAACUUCUAACAGAUUAUCCCAACUGUCUAUCUGACUCCUCUUAACAGAUUCUCUCACUCUCUCACAUCAAAGUAUCCCAACCCACAGACUUAUCCUCCCUCUCUCUUCUGUAACACCCGACUGACUCCUUAACAACACCAGCUCUAACUCUAACUCCUCCCCUUGGGUUCCCACUUGCCAAUCACUUCACACUCACUUAACCCUUUCCUUAUGACCCAGCAUGAUGUCACCUAGGAGGGCAAGCGCCACAGUCCUUAUACUUUUUUUUUUGCAAUUUCUUCAUGAGUAAGAGCAUUUUUGGAAUACCUCAAACCUGGUGAUGCAAGUCCCUAAAUGGUGCUCUGGUUUGAGCCGUGGUUAUUUCCAGGACUUAAGGGCUGGUUUACAAGUUACAGUCUUACCUUGGUUGUCAAACGGAAUCUGUUCCAGAAGUCCGUUUGACUUCCCAAAAACAUUUGAAAACCAAGCUGCAUAUUGGGAAGUUCUGUCGGAGGACUAAAGUCUGGGAGGAGAAAUUGAGAAAUAGAGCUGUUUUUAUAUUGUGGGUGAAACUCCUCAGAGGGACUUAAGAACGACAGUUCUGUAAUUAAUGAUGGAAAGAGCGAUGUUAUCUAUGAAGGCGAUGAUAUAUGGAAACCAUCUCGAUUUGAGGAUUGGAAGAACGGAAAAAUUCACACAGGAUUAUUAUUGGUUUUUUUUAGCUUAAGGAGACUAUCAGAAGAGAUCAUAAAGAAAAAGAGAAAAUAUAUGAACAAGAUGUGAUGUGGAAACAGCAAGAUAAGACUGGAUAGAAUUAUGAACUCUGUUUGGACUGAUUUGGACUGAUUUGGACAUUAAAGCAGUAGCAAGAAGAUGAUCAGAAUCCCCCUUCGGAUCUUGAAAUAUGGGUCCCCUCAACAACAAAAUUUAAAAUUCGGCUUUGUAAUUUGGAAUUUAUGUGAUGUGAUUUAAUUUGAUUUGAUUGGCCGGUUAAUAAAAAUUAUUUAAUAAAAAAAAAGAAAACCAAGCUGCAGCUUCCGAUUGGCUGCAGGACCUUCCUGUACUCAAUCGGAAGCUGUAGAAGCCGCGUCAGAUGUUUGGCUUCCAAAAAAAGUUUGCAAACCAGAACACUCGCUUCCCGAUUUGCGGCAUUCGAAAACCAAGGUACGACUGUACUUUCACCCAGAUGACCUUGAGAAGAAGCGUAAUGGCUGAGGACACCAUGUGGUAAGCUGCAUGUGCACAGCCAUUCACCAGGUGAUUUCUCUCUCUCUCUCUCUCCCCCCCCCCCCAUUACACACACAACUGCACAUCUUCCUUGCAUUUGGCCUCUUAUUCUAUUGGGUAUUGUGUUCAUAGGUCUGGCCCAAUGUCGGAAGCCAAGAAGAUUCGCCCCGAACUCACCUGUGCCCCUUUUCAAGCGGUAUGCGUUUUUUUAAAAAAUCCAGUCCACAUCGGACCCAGAAUUUCAAAAAGUGAAAAUGUUAGCAUUAACAUGGGGUGUGUUAUUCUGGGCCGGUCAUACCAUUAGGCAGAAGGGAACAUCUACCUCAGGCGGCAGGAAGCCACUGAAGUGCAGGGAGUCUCAAGGUGGUGUUGAAGGUCUCGUGUGUGUGUGUCUCAGGUAGACUUCUUUCUGUCGCCUGCCCUAGGCCAACCUGUUACUAUCAGGUGUGGUGAGGGAUGCUGGCCAAAGCAGGAUUUAGCAGGCAUCUUUUUGUACCAAGUGUGGGGAGAAGGGUGUGUGUAUUUGACAUCUUCACCUCAAGCAGCAAACUGUCCUAGGCCAUCCCUGAACAUGUUGACAGAGGAGGACUUGCCAUAGUUAUGUGUACUUUGGGAGGGAGAGCGGAGAGCGUGCAUGUGUUGGAAUAGUGUAUGAAGGACAUUCUUGCCUGUUAUUACAAAGACUUGACUUUCUGUUCCAGAUGCUGAGGCCUUGUCCAGGGCCUGGAAACAGAGCCGUCUGGAACUUAAAGUCUUUGAGGGGACGCUGACCUGCUCUCUCUCUGCACCGUGCGACCUCCCAGGGGAGCUGGUUCCCUGCUGGAGGAGGGCACCCCAUGCCUCUUGCCACCCACUGCACCCCCAGCUGCACCUGGCCCUCACCCCACAAGUGAGUAGAGCAAGGAGCAAGUGGGGCGGGGAAAGGAGAUGUGGGCGAGAUGGCAAGUGUGGAUUGUGUGGAGUCCAGUAAGUCUCCAGACCCUCCAACAUUCUCCCAAUGAAAAUAGGGACAUCCUAUUCAAUAAUAAUAAUAAUAAUAAUAAUAAUAAUAAUAAUAAUACCCACCAAUCUGACUGGGUUGCCCCAGACACUCUGGGCAGCUUCCAACAUAUUUAAAAACACAAUAAAACAUAAAACAUUUUAAAAAAUACUUCCCUAUACAGGGCUGCUUGCAGAUGUCUUCUAAAAGCUGGAUAGUAACUUAUCUGCGUGGCUCUCAGGGGUCCAUACACUCCGAUGAAAAUACAGUGGUACCUCGGGUUAAGAACUUAAUUUGUUCUGGAGGUCCGUUCUUAACCUGAAACUGUUCUUAACCUGAGGUACCACUUUAGCUAAUGGGGCCUCCCGCUGCCGUUGUGCUGCUGCCGUGCUAUUUCUGUUCUCAUCCUGAAGCAAAGUUAUUAACCCGAGGUACUAUUUCUGGGUUAGCGGAGUCUGUAACCUGAAGCGUCUGUAACCUGAGGUACCACUGUAGGGACAUCCGAGAUGAGCGCCGCAACCCCAGAGUCGUCCAUGACUGGACCUAACGGUCAGGGGUCCCUUUACCUUUACCUUUUUAAGGCCUUUACCCUUACCUUUAAGGCAAAGCAGGACUUUCCGGGAUCAAAUCAGAAACCAGGAUGGCUUCUGUAAAACCCUGGAAAAUAAGGGGACACUUGGAGGAUCUAUGAUUCAGGCUGCUUAUGUGAUGUAGACACGAUCAAUUAAAUAUCCGGCACAUGGCCCCUUUAAGUGAAAAGGUGGUCGUGACCCAGGAGGCCAGUUGUUGGAGAACUAACUCGGAGGUAUGGCCUGGAUGGGAAGGUUGGAGUUACUACUUUGUGCAGGCUCCAGGACCUCAGAAAGAAAGAAGAGUGUUUGAUUUCCAAUUAACUUGGCUUGCAGUGAGUUCCUAGUGAGAAGUCUUGUCACUUGCAGAGGACUUUCGAGGUCAGGCUGAGGACCACAUCAGCCCCAGAGCUGCAGAUCGCCCACCUGCGUUCUGUGGAAAUGUGGACAUUAUGGGACAUCUACGUGUUACAGCUGGGAUGGGGGAGCCUGGCGCCCUCCAGUUGUCCUGGGACAACCCUCCGACUAUUGGCCCUGCCGGUUGGGGCUGAUGGGAGUUGGAGUCCAACAACAUUUAUAGGGCCCCUGGUUCCUCAUUCCUGUGGUGUGCUGGGAUAAGAAGCAGCCCUUCAAACCAAGAGCAUCUGACAGCAGGUCUAAAGCGUGAGGGGUUUGAGGCAUUUGCACCAGGAGUUCCCUUCUGAUGGGUAGUGGCUGGGUUGGUGGUGAAGACAUGGGCAGGGAUGGGUGUGCAAGUGAGCUGUGAGUUUUGUGACUGUAACAAACUCUUCCCAAACCUCUUAGGUGCCGCAGGAGUUCCCAGGACUGACACCCCACCCCAACCUCUGUGUGCAGGUAGGACCCACAUAAUUAACAAUCCACGUAAUUACAAUCCAUUCAAGAACAAUGACUAAGCCUCUGUUGUCCAGCUUCCUGAGGUCCUGCAUAAUGUUGGCCUGUUGUCUUAAGGCAUUUUGAAAGUCAGAAUUGGGCUCCCCGCCUCACUGUUCUUAUCUGGAGCUCAUUUUUUAUAGUGACUUGCAGAGAAAGAGACCAAAGAGAAUUUCCUUACUAGAGUGAUUCCUUCAUGUGGCAAAGGUGUAGUGGUCAUGGGGGGGUAGGGGGGGCAGAAGGCAGGGAGACCAAUAGGAGGUGAUGCCAAAGAGCCAAUGACAGGCAGAGUCACCUGCUUCUAGUUUUGCCCCCAAUCCCCUCCCUGCUUGGGUCUACAAGGACAGAACUGAACCGAGGAGGAGGAGGAGGAAGCUGCCAGCCCCCUGGACUAUUUCUAAGCAGGCAAGUCUGCAGAUCAGGGGGCUGAAGGGGGCAGAUUGAGUUUGAUGGGGCAGUGUCCUGUUCACUCUGAUUGCCAACCUCUGCUGUAAAGGUGGCCUGAUCUCUCCACCUCCUGUCUUCAAUUUCCUUAUCGCAAAAUGUCCAGUCAGGGUAUGGGGGGGGGCGCGGGAAGGGUUUGCUGCGCUGCUCCCCGACCUGGACGCACAGAACGCACCUUGUUUUAGAGGGGGAGAACAAGGGGGGGGGAAAUCUCCCCCUCUUUGCACAGCGCCCCUUCAGUGAAGCGGGAGGAGAAAUGGAAGGGGCUCCGUUUCUCCUGCCGAUUCGCUGAAGGGGCGCUGAGCAGAGAGGGGGAGAAUUUUUUUUUCUUGUUAUCCCCUCUAAAACAAGGUGCGUCCUAUGGUCCGGUGCAUCCUAUAGAGCGAAAAAUAUGGUAAGCCCACGUGCCAAUGUCUUUCAAAUCUGCCUUAGCCUUCCAUUUCUGGCUAGGUGCCUCCAGGAAAAACUCAAGGGCAUGACAGGACCUCCUACUGACCCAUGCUUUCCCUUUGUGCAGGUCAGGAGCAACGGGAACACCUACCUCCAAAGCUGCCUGCAGGAAGGUGAGUGCCACAGUGGUCUCUGAGCGCCAGACUAGACUAGACUAGAGGUAUUUAACAUACCUCUGAAUGGCAGUGGCUGGGAAUGGCAGCCUUCUUGUGCUCAUGUCCAGUUUGCAGGCUUCUCACAAGCAUCUAGUCGGCCACAGGAUACUGGACUAGAUGGGCCUUGGGCCUGAUCCAGCAGGCUCUUCUUAUAUUCUCCCUCCCCCAUAAUUUUGAUUAAUUUUCACACAGUUUUCAUUCAGUUCUAUUUCAAUACAAUAUUCCCUUAACGUUUUGACUUCGCGUCCUUACUUCCAUGACGUUUCCACUCAAAUCCUUUAUCAGCUGCCUUAAAUGUAAUACUUAUUUCUAUGACCUAUAUCCUACAUUAACAUUCCUUUUAUCAUUCCCAUUCCUCUGCUUAUACAGUGGACACUCGGGUUGCGAACGUGAUCCGUGCGGGAAGCACGUUCGCAACCCGCAGUGCCGCAUCUGCGCACGCGCGGGUUGCGAUUCGGCGUUUCUGCGCAUGCACAACGUGCGAUUUAGCACUUCUGCGCAUGUGCUGAAACCCAGAAGUAACCUGUUCUGGUACUUCCAGGUUCGGCACGGUGUGCAACCCGAAAUCGCGCAACCUGAAGCGUCUGUAACCCGAGGUAUGACUGUAUUUCAAGUCCUGCCUGUGAUUUCCAUUUGACUAUCAGAGCUCUUCUCGUAUAUUCCCAAGAACGGAGAUGAGAUCCGUGGACUGAUCCUGCGGCCAAGCUUUUCAUUGAAUCUUUCUUUUCUCUUCCCCUAGAUACCGCAGAAAGCCCUUGGCAAACCAAGCAACAUUUGCUGCUUCGGAAGACUGAGCAUUCCCAAGGGAGCUCUUCUACACAUGUCUUUGAGGAGGGUACCUGGGUCCCCAUCGCUCAAGCUGCCAGCACAGUAAGUCCUGGACUGCCACUCUUUUUUCCCUCCUGCUAUGGUUCAGAUGCUGUUCUAUAGGGUGGAGGUGGGGGGGUAGCUGUACGGCACUCACUGCAUUUUCUUUUCCCUGUUCUCCACAGGGAAAUGGGAAUCUGGAGGUCGCCCUGGAGAGGGACUUGCAGUCAGGAGAGUGCACGAAGGUGAGAGUGGGGACGAGUGUCAGGAAGAGGGAGCGCAUGCCUUUAGGAAUUGCCACAUGUUGGAUGGUGUUGAGCUUGUUAGAAUUCCUGCUCCGUUAUUGCAGUUAUGGGAUUUUUGUCUAUCACAUGAUGGUGUAUAUUUUGACUCUCACAAAAUACUGAGAGUCUGGAGGUUCUUUGUAAUUAGUUUUGCAAUUUUCUUCUCCCGUGAUGGAGUCACUGGAAACAUUGUUCUGCCAAAAUGCUGAGUUGCUGAGGUCUGUCAUGCAAGCUGCGAAGACUCUGCGGAUCCCUAAGUGUGCCGAUGUCUGUUGGCAUCGGUCGCUGUGAUGUUCGGGCUGAAGAAAGCUUUUGAAGCUCCCGAACAAUCGACUAGGAUGGAGAGAACAUGCCAGUUGGGCAUGUGUCUCUGCCCGGGUCCUACUCGAGUGUAGGACGAGCUCCUGAGAAAGCUGACUCCUCCAGAAGACCUAUUGAAUGAGCACACAUCAUGAUUUGCUUGCACAGAGACUGUCUUGGAUGCUUUAGCUGAGAUUCCUGUGUGGCAGGGGUUGGACUAGAUCACCCUUGGGCUCCUUUCCAACUGUACAGUUCUAUGAUUCUUUGACCCUUUGGACCAGUGGUUCUUUUUGUGAGUAUGUUCUGCAACAUGUCAUGGACUCCAUCCUAGUGCAUUCAUGAUGGAUUUAUAGUGCACCUUCCACAGAGCAUUGGCUGGUGCUUCUUUCCCAGUGUUAUCACAUUACUGCCACCAGGAGGGUUGCUCUUGCACUAGGUAAAGGUAAAGGUACCCCUGACCAUUAGGUCCAGUCGCGGACAACUCUGGGGUUGCGGCACUCAUCUCACUUUAUUGGCCGAGGGAGCUGGCGUACAGCUUCCGGGUCAUGUGGCCAGCAGCGCACGGAAACGCCGUUUACCUUCCCGCCAGAGCGGUACCUAUUUAUCUACUUGCACUUUGACGUGCUUUCAAACUGCUAUGUGGGCAGGAGCUGGGAGCGAACUACGGGAGCUCACCCCAUCGUGGGGAUUCGAACCGCUGACCUUCUGAUCGGCAAGCCCUAGGCUCUGUGGUUUAGACCACAGCGCCACCCGUGUCACUGUGUAACUCUUGCACUAGAGUGUAGCAAAAAUGGGACAUACCCAUGUCAGACAUUUGUGGUAUAAAAAGUUACAGCAGAAAAUCACGGGAUGCGCACUGAUUGGAAACUGUAUGCCUCCCCUGUAACUUCUGCAGGCUCAAAAGAGUGUUGAAAGCAGGAUUGCACAUAAACCACCAUGAAUGCAUAAUAAUCAGGAUGCCUGGAGGGAUCCUCUGUCUGGUCUUGAUUAAGCAUUUGUUCAUAUUUGUCUUGGGGCGGUCUUAUGACAGCGAGCAUUCGUUCGGAUUGACACGUCUUCCCACGAGUCAUUCGUUCACCCCCCACUUUUCAGUGCAUCUCCACAUUACUUUUCAAACAACAAAAACCCGGUUGUUUUUCAAGUGGAUUCGCAGCACAAGAGAGGCAGAGUUCUUUAAUCCACCUUUAAUUGUGCAAACUGAAAUUUCCCAGCGUGUGCUUGAAGCCCUCUCAUAGAAUGCUGAGAGUCUGGAGGCUCUUUGCAAUUAGUUUUGCAAUUUUCUUCUCCCGCGAUGGAGUCACUGGAAACAUUGUUCUGCUACUCUUGUUAGUCAUUGGCUAAUUGCUCCAUCUGUAUCAUUCUUUAUAAAAGCACCUUGUUCCUUUUAGGUAUUUUAAUGCAUACUUUGGCACUCUUUAGAAACGUUUGGUUUGUGAGGUUAUCUUAAACACACACUGGUUUAAUGGUUGAUCAUAUGACAAAGGCUUUGGGGCGUGUACACAGCUUGGGACAUGGCUGUAGGUGUGCAGAAACCUGUUUACCAUCUUAUCAGGGACAGAGAUUCCCUGGCCUUAAACUGGUGCAGUAGCCGCCGAAUCCUAUGCCCACUUUAUUCAGUACAACAGUGGGGAAUUGCACUGCUCCAAAAACCACCACCCCACCAUAGAGGUGUGCUCUUAGCAGAGAGGCAGCCUUGCAUUGAGCAGCCUCUUGCUAAGAAAGGGGAACUCUGAAGGCAUGGAACAAUUUGGCUGGCGGUCAACUCAAUCCACACCUUCAAGAGCUUCCAGGCAGAAGGGCUGUCCAUUGCUGUGCAGCCUCGCUGAGAAAGGAGAGCUUUGGAAGGCAGAGAUUGGGCUAGCCCUGUUAGAAUUCCUGCUCCGUGAUUGCAGUCAUGGGAUUGUAGUCUAUCACAUGACGGUAUAUGUUUUGACUCCACAAAGUGGGAAGUGACGGAGACAGGAUGUUUGUGUUACUGUGUUCCGUGAAGUGGGACUGUUGUCCUUUGUGCUUUCUCUUUGCUGUCUGAUGCUAGAGAGAGAGGGAGCCAUGUUGCAGUGCUCCGUGUAUGUUUAUAUGUAAAUAAAGUAGAUUAGCCGAAAUGCUGAGUUGCUGAGGUCUGUCACGCAGGCUGCGAAGACUCUGCGGAUCCCUAAGUGUGCCAGUGUUGGUUGGCAUCGGUCGCUGUGAUGUUCGGGCUGAAGAAAUUUUGAAGCUCCCGAACGAUCGACUAGGAGGGAGGGAACAUGCCAGUUGGACAUGUGUCUCUGCCAGGGUCCUACUCAAGUGUAGGACUACAACUUCCAUGAUCCCUAGCUAACAGGACCAGUGGUCAAGGAUGAUGGGAACUGUAGUCCCAAAACAUCUGGAGGGCCGAGUUUGCCUUUGCCUGGGCUAGCUCCUGCCAACCGACCCAGUCUGUGCCUUUAAAAUCCUCAGUUGGGGAGGCUUUUACACUCUGGGCAUCUUCCCAGCCCGAGAAGAGGGAGGUUUGAAGGCCACAUACCCCACUCCCACAAGCCAAAGUUUAUUUGCUGGUCCCAACAUAUAUCAUCUAUUCCAAUACAUCCCUUGUGGAGGCUGUAUCUCCUAAACAGACACAUGGAGAAAGAGGAAGCAAAAAUAUUUCUUGCUAACUAUUCAUGGCUGCCAAUGGCAGUGGCACGGAAUGACGUUUUUCUUAGGAGAACGAGGCCAGAGGCACCAGCUUGCAAGGGUGAUUGUGAGUGUCACACUUCCCUCCCUACACCAGGCAGAAGCUGCCCGGGCUUUGGGAAGGAGGCACAGGAUACUGGAGCCCUGCUUCAUCCUUCCAAAGAUGGGAGGGCUUUGGGGAAGUGGUGGGAGGGCUCUUGGAGCCUUUAUGGGACUUAGCCUGGUCCCCCUACUCCACUGACCACAUGCUGCUGGCUGGUGGUUGAAGCAUUGGGACUCAGCCAUUGGACGCAAUCUGAGGUGAGCCAGGAGCUGUGCAAGGAAGUCACAACUGAAGGACUAGCAGGAUCAAGAUGCAAGCCAGAAGUCAGGACUAAAGGGUUACAGGAACACGCCAGAAGAUCCAGUUGGUCAAGGAAGGCUUAUCUGGAACAGGAAGCCCUCUUAUGCUGCUUCCUGUUGAGGGGAUCCAAUCGUCAUCCUGGGUGUGGUCAACCCUGGGCUUGAAGAUAAGCAGCUGCCCACUCAGAGGCUGUGAUGUGUAGUUUGCUGGUUCAUUGUACAGGUAUCUUUGUACUCCAAAGCUCCCAGUUCAAGGGCAUCCUAAGGAUUAUGAUGGAUGGCUGUCCUAGGCAUCUUGGUGAAUUGCAUUUGAUGUACAGUCGUAACUUGAAAGUCAAACGGAAUCCCUUCCGGAAGUCCAUUUGACUUCCAAAACAUUCAGAAACCAACACGUGGCUUCUGAUUGGCUGCAGGAAGCUCCUGCAGCCAAUUGGAAGCCAUGGAAGCUCUGUCAGACAUUCGGCUUCCGGGUUUCGAUUUUUCAGGAACCGAUUUGUUUGGGAGCCAAAUUGUUUGAGACCCAAGGUACGGCUGUAUUUAAUUUAUAACCAGUGCUAGAACAAUCCCCUUAGAGAUGCAACCUCCUCCUUUGGGCAUUGUUCAGUAAAAGGUUGGGAGCUCCUGUAGUGUGGUAGCCAAUAGAUUUCCUCGCCUAAUAACAGGCUCAGUAAGUGGCCUUGAGCUAGUCGCAACUCGUUUGCAGCAAUGGUGCAAUUAUAAUGCAGUGCCUUGCAGAGGUUGCUGUAAGCAUUGCUGAUGUGUGAAGUGCUUUAAAUGCUCCAGACCUGGGGUGGCUAACCUGUGGCCCUCUGGCUGGACUACAACUCCCAUCAACCCCAGCCAACAUGGUCCAGGAUGAUGGGAGUUGUAGUUCAGCAACAUCUGGAAGGCCACAUGCAUAACUUCCGCACCAAGCAAGGAAGACACACUCUCAAUAAACAGAGGUUGUUAUAUAUAACCUUCCCGCAAACAAGACAGAGCUUCCGCUCAAUUAAGAGCGGAUGUUGUAUAUUACCUCCAAGACUUCGUGCAAACAAAUCGGGGUGAAUGCUUAAUAAACAUUCAUUUCCAGAAGUGGAAGUGGCCUAAGAUAGUUGCCAGGCUAGCUGUGCGACUCUGUGUUCCCAGGCAAACAAGACCAUGAGCCAGCUGUUCUUUUAUCAUUGUUUACAGGUAUGGCGUUCAGAGGACGGUGAGAACCAUGAGCUCUGGGCCUGUUCACUGGAGAAGUGUGAGUGCACCUGUGUCUGGGGCAACAGGGAUGCCUCCUUGGAGGAGAGGUGAUCUUGAAUUCCUCCAAGGGCAACUGGGGAAUAGAGGUUGCACAGGGAUUUAUUUACUUAUUUAUUUAUUUAGACCAUUUCUAUACCACUUCAUAUCUAAAAAUCAGUUUUAAUGGGGUAAGGUAAAGGUAAAGGGACCCCUGACCAUCAGGUCCAGUCGUGGCUGACUCUGGGGUUGCGGCGCUCAUCUCGCUUUUUUGGCCGAGGGAGCUGGCGUACAGCUUCCGGAUCAUGUGGCCAGCAUGACUAAGCCGCUUCUGGCGAACCAGAGCAGCGUACGGAAACGCCGUUUUCCUUCCCGCUGGAGCGGUACCUAUUUAUCUACUUGCACUUUGACGUGCUUUUGAACUGCUAGGUUGGCAGGAGCAGGGACUGAGCAACGGGAGCUCACUCCGUCGUGGGGAUUCAAACCGCCGACCUUCGGAUCGGCAAGUCCUAGGCUCUGUGGUUUAACCUCAUCCCUUAUAGUGGGAUACAGAAAGCUAAUAAUAAUAAUAAUAAUAAUAAUAAUAAUAAUAAUAAUAAAUUUAUUAUUUAUACCCCACCCAUCUGGCUGAGUUUCCCCAGCCGCUCUGGGCGGUUUACAGCAUAUCUAAACACAUAAUAAAAACAUCAAGCAUUAAAAACCUCCCGAUACAGGGCUGUCUUCAGAUGUCUUCUAAAAGCUGUGUAAUUCUUUAUCUCCUUGACAUCUGAAGGGAGCGCGUUCCGCGAGGAGGGCGUCAAUACCUAGAAGGCUGUCCUCUGCCUGGUUGCUAAAGCAAUAGCUGUCACAAAAACACACGACAAAGCCAUUAACACAAAUUACUAACAGAUGUAAACAAUCCCUUCUCCUUCUGACACACCUUCCCACUCAAUUCUUUUCUGCUUUCUGGCUCUCGCCCAGAGCUCCACCUGGGCUGUUGCCCUGGGCUCAAACAAACUCCCCCCCCCAAAAAAAUGUCACAACAAAGAGGAUUCCUGGAACCUGCUGGCAACAUCCUAGACGUUUGCUCCAGGCUCGCUUUUAUAGGCAGGCAUGAAUCAGGAUUCACCAUACAGAACCAGUUCCAGGCCAUAUCAGCUUUGGUUGGAUGACUUUCCCAGGAGCUUCCAAAGGAUGACAAGUGGGACGCCUCUCCACUCACAGUUCUUUCUCUGCCCUCUGCCGCCCCCUACCCUGCUCUUCUUCCAGCUGCUUGAAGAACACAAACCCCAGUUUGUGGGAGGUGGAGGAGGAUGUAGCCAUUGGAUAUUCACUAAACAAACCACACGACUAAGGGCUCAUCCACAGUUGUCCUGUGCCUUGAAAGCAUGUGUCCAAAUGGUUUCCGCUCCUUUCCCAGGGAAAAAACCUGCUCUUUAGUGCUAAAUUGGAGCAAACGUCCAUCCAGAGAAAGCCCGGGUCGCUGUUUGCUCCGACUGAGCACUGAAGAGCGGCUUUCCCCAGGAGAAAGCAGCAGGGCAAGGAGAAGUAUGGAUAAGCUCUCUCUCUCUCUCUCUCUUCAAGCCUGAUAAGGUUGUUGACUUGGUUCCCGAUUCCAGCGAGACAAGCGCAGUAUUUAAAGAAUACGUCUGGACCGGGAGGCUGCAUUCUUCAGUCUUAAAACCAUUGGUUGCGGGGGAAAUUGCCAGCCACUGAGCAGAGGGUGAAAGGGAUUGUUGCAGGAAUGGGAACCGAAGAUCACCCAAUGAUUCCUUCUCCCCUCCAUGCUUUUCAUGCAGAUUUCCGAAGACGCUGGGCACUGGCCUGGCUGAUGGCUCUCCUGGGCUCCUGCUCUAUCCUGCUCGUGCUGCUGCUCAAGAAAGAAGCACUGAAAGGUACAAGGCAGACUUUCUGUGGCUCCCAAUGCGCUACCCACAACGGUUGCGUAUCGCUUUUGAUCUAUCUCCUGUAUUCCCCACAGUCAUCCCAGCUUCUGCUUCACCCGCUGUGAUAUUAUGAGCCUGCCUUACCUCUCCAACAGGGAUGGAUGAAUCUUUUAUCAGUUCCUCUCCAGCUCCUUGUUUUUCUAGUAUUAAUUCCCAUGCACCAUAUUUCCACAUCACAGAAAUUCACCAGCAUUGCCAUGUGCAUUUCUCCUACUGCACACAUAUUUGUAUGUGGUUUGGCCUAAAUAUGUGUGAUUGCAAGCCCUACUUGCCAGUGGGGUGUAGUGGUUAAGAGCGGUAGACUCGUAAUCUGGUGAACCGGGUUUGCUUCCCCGCUCCUCCACAUGCAGCUGCUGGGUGACCUUGGGCCAGUCACACUUCUCUGAAGUCUCUCAGCCCCACUCACCUCACAGAGUGUUUGUUGUGGGGGAGGAAGGGAAAGGAGAAUGUUAGCCGCUUUCAGAUUCCUUAAAUGUAAAGGGACCCCUGACCAUUAGGUCCAGUUGUGACCGACUCUGGGGUUGCGGCGCUCAUCUCGCUUUAUUGGCCGAGGGAGCCGGCAUACAGCUUCUGGGUCAUGUGGCCAGCAUGACUAAGCCGCUUCUGGUGAACCAGAGCAGCACACAGAAACGCCGUUUACCUUCCUGCUGGAGCGGUACCUAUUUAUCUACUUGCACUUUGACGUGCUUUCAAACUGCUAGGUUGGCAGGAGCAGGGACCGAGCAACGGGAGCUCACCCCGUUGCGGGGAUUCGAACCACCGACCUUCUGAUCAGCAAGUCCUAGGCUCUGUGGACUCCUUAGGGUAGUGAUAAAGUGGGAUAUCAAAUCCAAACUCUUAUUCUUCUCUGCUAGAAUGCACCACAAAAUUCAGAGAAGCGUGAGUUUUGAAGGAUAGCAAUCUUUUGGUUCUCAUGCGAAUGGAGCCAAAUUUCUUCCCCAUCCCUGAUUUCUCCAACCUUCUAAGGCUGUGCCUUCUUCAGCACUUCCCUGCUGCCUUGCGAUCAGCUGGGGGGAGAGCGCCCUCUUCUGACCCCUCCUGUAGCAUAGCAGUGUCAUUUACAGAAGAAAGCAUUCAAAAGUGUUACAACCUAAGGGUGGUCUUAUGCAUUCUUACAGAUUAAAAUGCUACCAGUUCAUGUAGCCCCUUCACUCUGUUCCUUUCUGUGGCGUGUCAUGACUCAGAGGUGUUUUCUUUUCAUGCAUGCCUGUCCUCUUGAUUGAAGAGCUCUCUCUGACAUCUCUUUCCCCCCACAGGAUGGCUCAGGAUCCUGAAAGAAGAUUACAGUUCUGGAGGUAGGACAACAAAGGGUCUCGUAGCAUGUAAAGACUAGCAAAUACAGUUUGGUGUCAGCUUUCAUGGAUUAGAGUCCACUUCGUCAGAUGCACAAAGUGUUAUUCUCAGCUGGUGUUAUCACACAUGGGUAGAGAAGGAAAGAAACGAUAGUUCAAAGUGGUGUUGAACAGCAAUUAAAUGCGAAAUACAACAAUUCACAUAGAGCAAAGUCAGCUCUUCACGAAAGCAGUGAUAAGUGGUUGUGCAAUUUGCUAAGUAAAUUAAUAUUUGUAGUGGGAACAGGAGAGCAUUGUCUCCACCCAAACAUCGAUAGGAUUCCAGGAAGGAGCAUGGUAGGGCCAGAGAGAGGAGAGUCCCGGGGGCCAUAGAUAAGAGUUCUGGAGGGCCGCAUUCUCCCAAUAGAAGAAGAGAGCGUUUGACGAUUGCUUGAGAGUUAGGAUGAGAAGUUUGGCCUUGGACAUACUGAGGUUUGGAAUGGCAAGGUGCACAAGUGGCUGGUCAUUAUCUACGGAACACCAAGCCGUGGACAAACGCCCUCUCUCUUUCUUCUCUGCCAGGAGCGCUUCGGGGACGGCACAUCCUCGUUCUCUACUCUCCCGACCACACUGGCUUUGAGCGCCUGGUGGGCACCCUGGCUGGCGCACUGGCCCGGCUGCAGCUGACUGUAUCCCUGGAGCUGUGGAGCCGCGGGGAGCUGAGAUCCCUGGGGCCCAUGCAGUGGCUCCAUGCUCAGCGGCACCGGGUCCUGCAAGAAGGCGGAGCCGUUGUGCUGCUUUUUUCCCAUGGCGCCAAAGCUGCUUGCUCGGAGUGGCUGGGUUGGGAGCAUCAAGACAGGCUGCCGGCCGCCAAGCCCGACAGCACUUUCUUGGCCUCCCUGAACUGCAUCCUGCCAGACUUCCUGGCUGGGAAAUCCAGGGACCGGUAUAUGGUUGCCUGCUUUGAGGAGCUCUUCCCUGCAGACCAGAUCCCUGCGCUUUUCCGUUCGGCGCCUGUCUACUCUCUGCCAUCGCAGCUCUUCAACUUCCUGCUAGCGCUGGCUGGCCCCGGUGUGGGCCAGGAGAAGAGGAACAGCCUCAGGAGACACGCGGUGUGGAUCAGCAAGAGUCUGGAGGAUGCGGUGCGGGACUGCCGGGAAAAGGAGCCGAGCUGGCGUUAUCCACCAUUGCUGCCUCCCCAGUCUGACGACACAUCAGCCAGCAUUCGCCCUUCUGUAGAGUCCUGAGAGGGAAAGCUUUCAGAAGUUGGCUGCGUUGGGGGCCCUGUGUGGUUCCAGGAAGUUAAGCGGAAUGCAUGGACAUGAAGGCUCCGUGUUGAUCCAUCACUGGCCAGCCUGCUCCCAGUAGCCGUGAUGGCACAGGAUAGCUGGACCAUGUGAACGGAUGUAUUUGGGCACAGCAGUGAAGUGGAUAGGUGUAUCCCUGUGGAGUGCAAGAUGUGUGUGUAUUAGCUUGUUUGGAAAGAUCCUGACAUUUUGCUACCAAGUGUGCAACUACUGAAUAUUUACCAUGCUUGCAAGAACGGAGGAAUCCCAUCUACACGGGCAGGGAGUAGUAUACGACCAAGUACCGUAUACGAAGGGCAACCAACAUGGGUGCCUAUUGCUUUCAUGCUCUGGUUAGGAACCCAUAGAGUAGGGGGAGCUGGGAGCCUCCAGAUGUUGUUAGACUCCCAUCUUCUCUGACCAUUGGCCAAUCUGGCUGGGGCUGAUGGAAGUCAAAGUCUAACAUUCCCCAUUCUUGCUUGAGAGGCAUCUGAUUGGCUGGUUGCUUCUGGAAACAGAAGAUUUUUUUAUCUUUAUUAUUUAUUAGAUUUGUGUAUCACCCUUCAUCCCAGGGCGGUUCACAACAGAGAAAUGCAAAAUGAGAAAACAAAACGCAGAUUUGGCUCCAAGCCCAAUCCAGCAUGACUUGUCCUUAAGAUUCCUAACUGGACUUAGUGGUGAGAUAGCUGCUGAGCUUCACUCAAUGCGAUGAGAAGGCUGAUUUUUUAAAGUGGGAAGGUCUUUUUUAGGGAACGGCAUCUAGAAAAACCCUAAGCUUUUCUCUAAUCCCUACCAGUAUGUGUUUUAUCUGAGCCAAGGAAUGGAACGCAAACAUGUUAAGGCAAGACUUUCCACUGUAGGUUCUCAGUUGUGGGAUAUCUAUUUAAACAAUAUUAUCUUUUUUUUGGGGGGGGGAAGUAUAUUUCAUUCUCUAGGGUAGCUUUCCUCAACCUGCUACCCUCCAGAUGUUGGAGUCCAACUCCCAUAAUCCCUGACCACUGGCCAUGCUGGCUGGAGCUGAUGGGAGUUGUAGCCCAUAUAACAUUACAUUUGCAAUUAUUUUUGAAAGGCAAUUGCAUCAAAAUACUGGACCACCUCUCUCCAUAUGAACCAAUCCAGCCCCGGCAAUUAUAAUCUGAGGCCCUUCUUUGGUCUGGAAGGUGGCAACACGAGAAGAGGCCUUUUCUGUGAUGGCUCCUUGUUUGUGGAAUGCUCUCCCCAGGGAGGUUUGCCUGGUGCCUUCACUACAUAUCUUUAGGCACCAGGCGAGAACAUUUCUCUAUAACCAGGCCUUGGGCUGAUUAACAAUCUAUGACUUUUUAAAUGUGUUGGUGAGAAGGUUUGCUUUUGUUUUAGUAUGUAUUUUGUGUUCUCAUUUGUAUUUUUCUGCUGUGAACCGCCCCAGGAUCUUUGGAUGAAAGGUGGCAUACAAAUUGAAAUUCAAAUACUACAAUAAUAGCCCCAAAAUAUAUAACAGGCACCAAGCUGGGGCUUUGUCCUUUAGGAAACAGACCAUGCUUGAACUGUGGGAUUGUUUUUGUGAUUGUUGUUGUUUUUUUUUGUUGUUGUUGUUUAAAAAAGCCACCUUGAUCUUCUGAAAAAUAGGUUGGAUAUCACUUUUUAAACUAAAUAAAUAAAUGCCCUAUCAUCCAUGUCUUCUUCCCCUUCUGGUCACACUUCUCUGAAGUCUCUCAGCCUCACUCACCUCACAGAGUGUUUGUUGUGGGGGAGGAAGAGAAAGGAGAAUGUUAGCCGCUCUGAGACUCCUUUGGGUAGUGAUAAAGCGGGAUAUCAAAUCCAAACUUCUCCUCCUCCUCCUCCUCCUCCUCCUCCUCCUCCUCUUCUUCUUCUUCUUCUUCUUUUAUCUUCCUCUGUUUCUUUUGAGCAGCUGCUGGCACAGUGAGCAAAUUAAUCACAAAGAAACAUGCUAUAUGUUGUAGUCAUAAUUGCAUACAAAUAUCUUUUUGACCUGCUUCCAAACUAGAGUGGAAGUAGCAGGCAGCUUCCGGGCUCAGGUUACUGGAAGGGCUACAGCAUGAAAACUGGAUCUUGCCAGUUCUUUUGGGGGGUGGCCGGCACUAUGGGACUCUUCUGGGCUCCCCCACUUCUGGCAUUGUUGAGUCGAUAAACUGGUGAUUUAAUAAUGCAGCUUCAGAGUUCUCUGUUCCCCAGAGCCCUGUCUAGCAUCCCAUCUGAACCUUGUCCAAUUUGCAUUGUUUCACACCCUGGUUAGGCCUUGCCUUGCUGCCCUGCAGAACACAACACCUGCUUGACAAGACAACAGGUCCACCUGGUUCAGUGUCCUCUUCCCCACAGUGGCUGACCGGGGGGUGCUUUCAGGUUGCAUAAUUAUAGUUUACUGGGUGGCACAACAAACUCACUUCCCUAAAAUAUCCAUCACCCUGUAACAAAGUGUUUUCCAGCACUGAAACUUAAAUUCUGGUUUCACAAGGAAACUCAUCUCCCCUCCAUCCUGCCCUGCCCUGUCUAUGUUUGCACAGUUGCAAGAUUUGGCAAUAUCACAAAGCACUGUGAAAUCCUUAUUGGCUGUACAGUGGUACCUCGGGUUAAGUACUUAAUUCAUUCCGGAGGUCCGUUCUUAAGCUGAAACUGUUCUUAACCUGAAGCACCACUUUAGCUAAUGGGGCCUCCUGCUGCCGCUGUGCCGCCGGAGCACAAUUUCUGUUCUCAUCCAAAGCAAAGUUCUUAACCCAAGGUACUAUUUCUGGGUUAGCGGAGUCUGUAACCUGAAGCGUAUGUAACCCGAGGUACCACUGUAUUUCUGGGUGAGCGGAGUCUGUAACCUGAAGCGUAUGUAACCUGAAGCAUAUGUAACCCGAGGUACCACUGUAUAUAAAAUAUUAUAGAAACACCUGUCAUUAAACGCAGCAAAUGUCUAUUGGGGAAUGUGUUUAGGGGAAUUCCCCAUUGUUCUUAGGGGCUCAAAAUACUAAGGCUGCAUACACUGUGCCUGUGCCCCCCAAAACCCAGGAACCUUAAUAUACCCCUCAUGGUGCUACAAUUCCCAGCACCUUUAAGCUACCCUUACCAGGAUUCUCUGGGGUGGGGAAAUAUGCUUUCAAUGUAUGGUGUGCACGAAGUCACGGGUUUUGUCAGAAAACUCGUCUCCCCGCACCUCCGCCACGGAUAUCCCGUCCGUCCGUUUGUCAGACAUUUCACGCCUGAGGUUAGACGGAGGAUGGGAUCUGGUCUCGCCCAGGACCGCCUGAGAUCUGCUUUGGAAAAACAACAACUGGGCCACGCUGCGCAGCAGCAGCACCUUCCCUUGCUUGUUGCUAUUCUGCUGCAGAGGCGCAGCGCUCAGCCGUUUGCAGCCCAGCCUCUCUCGCCCCUCCUCGAAGCCGCAUCCUGGGCCCGAGCUGCGCCUUUACGCGCCCUGACAGGUGCUGCUCCGCGGGGCGGCGGGGACGGAGCUCGCCGAUUGGCAACUCGCGAGGAGAUCGGGAUGAUGUAACCGCACAUGUCCCGAUGCCAUUGGCGGAGAGGCGGUCCCGGCCAGCUGACCGAGGUCCAUUGGGCAGGCGGAGGGGUACUUCCCCGCUCCUAGCCUCGCUUGCUGCAAGCAGCCCCGUGCGCAAAAGUGGGCGCUGCUCCCCGCCGGCCUCGCCCCUGCCGGCCCGCGCAGGCUCUCCGGAAGGGCGAGCGGGGGCGAGGGAAGGUAGGUAGGUGCCCCGGACGCGGGUGGGGGAAGAUCGGAACAAACAGGUCCUUCCCCCCGCGGGGAGUGGAGAAUGGGUGGGCAUCGCGCGCUUCCCCCACCCUCCGGUCCGUCUGCAGCCUCUCCUCUUCGCCAUAGGGCGCACCGUCGCCUCCAGGAGAGGUCAGAGCCACCGUCUCUCUCUCUCUCUCCAAGGCCUUCGUGGGUGGGUCCGGGCCACAGGCCUAGCCAGGGUCCCAUGCUGCUCCCUCCAUAAAUCGCGAUCCCCGGUUAGAUGCGGCCGGUGCUUGUUUUUGCAAAUAAAUCCCAUUUAUUGCGGACUUGCUCCCCAGCAAGCGCGCGACGGAUUGCCCUGGGUGCAGAAGCGCCGCACGCGAUGAACGGCAGGAUUUUGCUAAAUUCAAACCAGGCGUUGGGCAGUCAGGAUGGCGGAAAUCGGGUGCCAGGGGUGCCAACUUGGAAAAAUAAAUAAAUUGUGGGGGGCCAAGUAAGCCCCGACCAUCAUAAUCGAUCACAUGACACAGUACACAGACACCCACCCAUCCACCAUUUGAAUGGGAAUGCCCACCAACUUUGUGGGGGGCCCGGCCCCUAGGAGUUGGCUCCUAUGUCGGCUGAGUGGCUGCUCUAACUCGCCUCAAUAAACGGCGAAGCCUAGCGGGUUAUGGUUUUCAUUCUGCAUAAAUUAAUCCCAAAUAAUGGUUGUGCAGUGUGAGGAUUAGCGCAAGAUGCAAGAUUGAGUUCACUCUUAAUAGGUGGCGCCACCCAGGAUCUAUGGGUCUCCAGACGGGGGCUGGUUUCUCCAUCAAAUGUGGUCUGGGCACUCCUGGGUUUUCCCUUCUGUUCUAUAGCAAUGUGAUGCCCUCCAGUUGCGGCUAGACUACAUCUCCCAUCAUCCUUCACCAUUAGCCAUGCCAGCCUAUUUGUUUGUUGUAUACCCCAGGAGGUAGGUUAGGUUGAGAGUGAGUGACUGGCCCAAGGUCACCCAGUGAGCUUCAUGGCCAAGUGGAGAUUUGAAUCCUGGUCUCCCAGGUCCUAGUCUUAACCAGGACACCUCUCUGACUCAUGGGAACUGUAGUCCCAACAGCAUACAGAGGGCACCACGUUGAUUACCCCUGCUCUAUAGAUAGGAAGUUGAUGGGCAGAGGCUCAAAGGCUUCUGUAUGUGGGUGUGAUUUAAAACGCCAUGUGAAUUGGUUCUUUUAUUUCAGGCUUCCUCAAACUUGGCUCUCCAGAUGUUUUGAGACUACAAUUCCCAUCAUCCCUGACCACUGGUCCUGCUAGGGAUCAUGGGGAGUUGUAGGCCAAAAACAUCUGGAGGGCCGAGUUUUGUAUGCUAAUAAAUGUAUAGUUAUGCAGAACUACCUGCCCUGGGACCUUAGGGUGGGUAAAUAAUAAUAAUAAUAAUAAUAAUAAUAAUAAAUUUCUGUCUUCCCUAAGAGGGCUUGAGAUGAUGCACAUGUAGCAAGGGAUAACAAAACUCCUGAUCUAGCUCCCGCCGCAGGAAUGCUCAGAUUCCCAAAAAACAGGGUUGAAGCACAAUCCACAGAUUUGCUCCUUGUUAUUAGCCUGGAAUUCAAAUGAUGCUUGGGGAGAAGCAGUUCACAGUGGCCUGUUGCCCAGGAUUUAUUUCAUUUAGAAAAUCUUUACUAUUGAUCACCAUCUGAGGCUCCUUUUCAUGUGCCUGGAGGGUGGCAACACGAGAACAGGCCUUUUCAGUGGUGGCUCCCUGAUUGCAGAAUGGUCUCCCCAGCGUGGUUCUGGCACCUUCAUUACAUAGCGCCAGCUGCCAGGUAAAAAAAAAUUCAUUUUUUGCCAGGCUCUUAAUCUUAUCUGUGGCCACCUAAAAUAGGAUUGUCUUUUUUAUUUUUCUCCCAUUUUCCCUUUUAUGCCAGUUUCAAUGUAUGUAAUUGUUUGAUUAUUUAUUGUGAGUCGCUUUGAGUUACAGUGGUGCCUCGCAAGACGAAAUUAAUCCGUUCCGCAAGAGUCUUCGUCUAGCGGUUUUUUCGUCUUGCGAAGCAAGCCCAUUGACGGAUUAGCGCUAUUAGCGCUAUCAGCUGUUUAGCGGCUAUUAAAGGCUUUAAGGCUUGGGGAUUAGCUGCUAAAAGGCUAUUAAACGCUAUUAAAGGCUUAGCAGAUUAGAUAAAGGGGGAAAAGCGAAAAAAAUCUCAGGACUCGCAAGGUAUUUUCGUCUUGCGAAGCAAGCCCAUAGGGGAAUUCGUCCUGCGAAGCAACUUCAAAACGGAAAACCCUUUCGUCUAGCGGUUUUUCCGUCUUGCGAGGCAUUCGUCUUGCGGGGCACCACUGUACCUUGGUUUUAAAAAAGGGACCAAUAAAUUUAAUAAAUAAAAAUAAAUGUAGAUCGGACCAUUUGUUCCUCUAAGAGCAUCAGGUUCUGUACCCUGAAACUCCCUGAGGUAAAAAUGUUCAGCCCCCUGGCCAGAGUAAGGCUCUUGAAAGCAGAUAAAAUGUUAUUUCGUGAUUUCAAGCCUACAUAUGUUUUGGAUUCCAACUUCCACCAGUCCAGGCUUCAUGGCCAGCUGUCAGGGUAGAUGAGAUUUGGAGUCCAAGCGCACGUGGAGAGCAUCAUAUUGGGAAAGGCCUAACCCUGAUUCUUCUCUCCUGCCCAGAGCAAUUUAACAAUGAAGGACCAUUGUCCUCCAUAUGCACCACAAGUGCACCUGGGCCCACUAUUUUGUAUCUCGUUCCAAUUCAUAGAAAUCAUAGAAUUGUAGAGUUGGGACCCUAAGCACCAUCUAGUCCAACCCCUUGCAGUGCAGGGAAAUGCAGCUGUCCUAUUCGAACCUGCAACCUUCGCAUUUUCAGCACCAUGCUUUAACCAACUGUUGACAUCGUAAGGGCUGUAAUGAAUGAAGUUAGCAGUGCCCAUUAACUUCAGUGGCUGUAUUCCGAGUUGGCAUAGCAUGGAAUGCCAUAAUUCCAGGCGGCGGGGAGUAGAUCCCGCAAGCCUGUAGCUUGCCAAUUUUAUGUAUCCUGAGCUCUAGGCUGGGAUCUACCAGUGCUGCAGAGGGAGAUAAUCACAUCCUCCUCCUCCUGGCUUUAUUUAGCGGUGAGAACACUUUGACAGCUACGAGGACCUGUUUCAGGCCUUUAUUUUUAGGCAGAGAUUCCUUCGCUCGCAUCCUGGAAACGGCUUCGGAAGCUGGCGUCAGGCCCCGGGAUCUGAAUUUGCAAUAUCCGGUGCUGGCUGGGGGCCUGCUCUCUUCUGCAACAGCUAGCCUGGAGAGGCACUUUUUCCUCACUACACAACAUGCCUGCUCAGCUUGCGAGAUGGCAAGAUGGCAGCCACGUACGGUGGUCUUCCUGGUGCUUGACAGCCCCUCUUCUCCCCUCCCAGCCCCCAAUUGUGAAGGCCUCUCAGACAGGUGGCAAAGACAGGUUUCUGUAACUAGCGGACCGCGCUGGCUGCUACAGAGAAAGGCCUAGCCAGGCAGCCCAGAUGCAUUGUGGGCCAUUCGGCAAGGUUUCUGAGUCGUAACUUAGUUUCUGGGUAGGCCUCAACCCAUAAAAUCCUAAGAGUUGGAGGGGAUCUAGUGGCUCGUCUUGUCCAGGCCCAAUGAAGAGGAUCCAAAGCUAGGGCACCCCAACCUCUAGCUGAAGGCUUCCAGGAAGCAAGAGCCAGCAAGCAAUCCAUCUAAUGGCAUGCACGCCAUUCAUUUAAAGCAGAUAACUUCAUGAGCGUAGCCAGGAUUAAUGGUGGGAGGGGAGGCUUUAUGUUGGGGGAGGUAGAACCUCAGUUAAGUAUUUUUAUGCAUGACUUUCCCCCUAGAGCCCUGGGAACUGUUUACCCCCCUCGUGGCACUACGGUUCCCAGCGCCCUUAAACUACAAUUCCCAGGAUUCUUGGGAGGAUAUCAGGUGCUUUAAAUGUAUGGUGCUUUUGCAGCCUGACUCCAUCGCUGAAGAAAAAGCAACGAGUGUUCAGUGUUACUAAUUCACUGCAGCGGAUAAAUAUUGAAAAAGAAAUUAAAAAAUCAGAAUAAUCACCUUCUAUCUCAGGAGGGUGUGUGUGUGGAGAUUUCACUGGCACUGCCGGUGCGAUUUGCAAGCUUUUCCAACAGGACCACCCACUUGAAGGCUCCUCCUCCUUUCUUCCAGCCUGGUCCCUGCCCUCCUGAAGAUGGCUUUGCCCUGGAAGAAGAUGGCGUCUGCUUGGCUCCCGCUUCUCUUGCUGCUCCUCGGGGUUCCAAGCGGGAGCCCUUCGCAGCAAGAGCCCUGCCAGACGUGCCGCGACCUGGCCAGCAACUUCAAUAAGGUGGGAGGCUUGAAAGAGCCUUUUGGCUUGGGCUGGGGUGUGUGACUGCUCUUGCACAAAGUAGGGACUUGCAAGCAUUUUGAGAUGGGAUGCCACACAGUCUCCAGCCUAGCCCCUGAGCUCCUGUCUCCAGGGAGGGCUAGGACUGGAGCAAGAGAAAGACAGACAGACAGAGAUAGGGGGUGGGGGGAUAAGCAGAGGGGCUUCGUGAGCCUGUGUUUUAAAAAUCGAGGAUGUGUGGGUUGCUGCAUGCAGGUUGUGGGGUGAAAGGGUUGCUGCGCUCAGGGUUGCUGGGGGAAGGGGAGGCAAAAAAAUUAGUUUUGGGAUUGCUGUGAGCCUUCUCCUGCCUUCUCAGGGUCUGGAGCGGACACAGCGAGAGAACUUCGGGGGCGGGAACACGGCCUGGGAAGAAGAGAAGCUUGCAAAAUAUGCAAACAGGUGACCUGAGGUCUGGGUUGGGCCAGGCCGUUGGUGAGAUGCUGCUGCCUUGAUGGGAGGGGUGGGGUGGGGAUGGCAAACCUUCACUAAUAAUCCUGAUCACGAAAGAGCUCAGAAAAAUCCGCACGGCCAAGAUGGCGCCGUUAAAUGUAGUCUGCGACCUCUGCUGCAGAAUUAAGGGGAGGACGAAAAGCUCCGGCUGAAGCUGGCGCUCUAGAUUGUUAAAAGCAAGUUACUAGCCCUCAGGAUUAAAGAAGGAAAUGUUGUCAGCCCUGACAAACAUCUUGCCUGUUUAUUCCACGAUAGCGCAGCUGUCGCCCACGAGCUCCCCAGGGUGGCUUGUCGGCCAUAUUGCCACCUCCUGACUUUACUCAGGGGGCAAAAGGGAACUCCUUAGGGACUGGCUGCUUGAGCAGAGUAAACGCAAGCUCUCCUGGUGGAGUUUUGAGAGGAAGAUAGGGCCAGCCGGGCUUUGCUGGUCGAAAGAGGGACAGAGGUUUACAAAUGGUUGAUUGGGCAGUAGACUGGUUAGCAGGGGAAGCAGAGAGGGCAGCCUUUGUAACGCUGGUGGAGGGACUGCUUUGGUUUUCCCAGCUGCCUUGAUGUUCACCCGGUCUCUUUCCCUCCUUUCAGUGAGACCCGCCUGCUGGAAGUCUUGGAGGGUGUGUGCGCCACAUCAGACUUUGCGUGCCACCAGCUGUUGGAGCAGGGAGAAGACCACGUGGAGCAUUGGUGGUUCCAUGAGUGAGUGGGAAAGAGCAAGAGUUUCCAUCAUGGAAUGUUUCCUUACACAUCCCAGGACCUGCGUCUGGUUCCAUGCUCAGUAUGUUUGUAGCUAUAGGCCAGGGAUGGGGAAUGUGUGGCCCUCCAGGUGUGGUUGAACUACAGCUCCCAUCAUCCCUCCCUGCUGUCUGGGCCUGAUGGGAGUUGGAGUCCAGCAACAACAGGAGGGCCACAGGUGUCUCUAUCCUUGCCUGAUAGAACAUCUCUUCUGAGGGGCCUUCCCUGCCUAAUUCUGACUGCUCCAUUCUCGGACGCAGUGAAAGAGCUGUCCAGGGCCUGUGGUAUAAAUAAGUCCCAGCAUGGGACCAGGGCAGUAACAGAGGCUCUCUUUUCCCCAGGCAGCGACAGCACCCUGACUUUUUCCAGUGGCUCUGCAUGGAUGCACUGAAACUCUGCUGCCCUCCCGGCACUUACGGCCCUGACUGCCACAGUAAGUGGUGCUGUGUGGAUUCCUGUGUUGUUGCGAUGAUGGGUGCUCAGUGUCAUGUACUUCAAACUCACUCUGAUACCACUUUUGCAGUCAUUUACAAUUAGUCUUUUCACAGCCCUGGGAACUGUAGUUUGGUUCACGUGCUGGCAUCACAGAGCUAUGACUCCCAGCACCCUUAACAAACUACAUUUCCUAGGAUUCUCCGUCAAGUGGUGUAACAGCGUUUUCAAUGUAUGGAGUAGAUAUGACCUCUGAGUUUAUAUGCUGGAUGCGUCAGUUCCCUGUUGGGGGUCAGUCAAAGACACUCGUUUGAGCUGUGGGAUAUUUUUUUGGCUGGUUUGCUGGGAGUGGCUUUCCAAAUUAGCCCUCCAUAGCCAAAGAGGACUUGUCCUGAGGUACUUUAUUGUGAAAGACUGAUGGAUGGUAAAGGGGGGGAGUCUUGUUUUUCCUAAAAAGCUAGGUCAGUGGUGGCGAACCUAUGGCAACGCGUGCCAGAGAAUGCACUCAGUGUUAGGAGCUCACCCUCGAGUAGGACCCUGGUAGAGACACAUGUCCGACUGGCAUGUUCUCUCCCUCUUGGUCGUUCGUUCGGGAGCUUCAAAAGCUUUCUUCAGCCCGAACAUCACAGCGACCGAUGCCAACAGAUAUCGGCACACUUAGGGAUCCGCAGAGUCUUCGCAGCCUGCGUGACAGACCUCAGCAACUCAGCAUUUUGGCUAAUCUACUUUAUUUACAUACAAACACACACGGAGCACUGCAACAUGGCUUCCUCUCUCUCUAGCAUCAGACAGCAAAGACAAAAAACAAAGGACAACAUUCCCACUUCACGGAACACAGUAACACAAACAUCCUGUCUCCGUCACUUCCCACUUUGUGGAGUCAAAACAUAUACCAUCAUGUGAUAGACAACAAUCCCAUGACCACAAUCGCGGAGCAGGAAUUCUAACACUCAGAACCCUCUCUGUGGGCACAUGCCGUCGCCCCAGCAGGGCCAUAGCUUCUGUGCUGGGGGUGGGGGUGGGAGAGGAGGAGGAGGAGGGCUUGCGCACAUCCAAAGCCUGCAGCCCUGGUACCGUAGUGAGCAGACCUGCUCCACUUCUCAGAGAUUCCCCCUCCACUCCUGCUUGCAGGCAAGUAGGAGUGGGAUCGGGCUGCUCCACUAGGCAGCAUUGCUGCUUGCACGGGAACAGGAGCUGGAUCAGGGCUGCUCAGCUGGGGAGGUGCAGGCUCUAUCACACUUUCUGUUGAGGGGUUCAUGGCUGCAGUCCCCUCAAGGGAGAAGUUUAAAGGAGCCCCCACCUCCUCAUCAGAUCCCCUGCAACCCCGUGAAGGCAGCCAGGCUGAAUAGGUGCUGGGGUUGGGGAAGGUGGAAGCAGCCUGGAAGCUGCAUCUGAGAGUCCCUGCACCACCUGAAGGCAGCCAGGCGCUCCAUGCCUGCUUGCACGCAAGUAGGAGCAGGAUCGGGCAGCUCAGCUGAGUUAUGCCAUAAAAUUAUAUAUCAAUGGAAAUAUAAUUUAAUGAAGAAUGUAGUGCAACAACUUUUUUGAAGGAUUAUUUAUUACAACAGAAGAAGAAACGUGGAACACACAGGAAAAAUGAAAUAUACAGGUUAAAUUGCCGUCUUGGCACUUUGCGAUAAAUAAGUGGGUUUUGGGGGUUGCAGUUUGGGCACUCUGUCUCUAAAAGGUUCGCCAUCUUUGAACUAGGUGCAUUUAGGAUUAUCAGCCCCCCGGAAAGUGUGGCUGGUUGAUGGAAUCCAGCGAUUGUUAAUCAUGUUGUCCACGUCUUGGGACUGAGGGAUAGCUCUGUUGGUAGAGCACGAGACUCUUAAUCUCAGGGCUGUAGGUUCAAGCCCCACAUUGGGUAAGAGAUUCCUGCACCGUAGGGGAUUGUACUAGGUGACCCUCAUGGUCCCUUCUGACUCUAGAGUUCCAAGAUUCUAAGGGAAGUUGGCCAAAUUGAAGUGGUGGAGUAUGUGGGCAGCUGGGGUCUUUGAACAGAGACAGAUACAGAAUUGUUACCGUUCCAGAGUAAAUGCGUAUGGAAUGGGGUCAUGUGUUGAAUCAGGCAGUCUGCGCAUUGCCAUUUAAGGUCUGCUGAACCCCAGCAUUUACUCACAUCUCUCCACAGCCUGCCCUGGGGGUGCCCAGAAGCCUUGCAGCGGGUAUGGGCAGUGUGACGGUGAUGGCACACGCAGGGGCACCGGCCUGUGCAUGUGCCAGACGGGUUACGGUGGCCCCUUCUGUUCCGAAUGUGGAGAUGGCUACUACGAAGCUUCUCGCAACGACAGCCACCUGGUAUGUGCGGGUAUGUAGAGGGCCCAUGCUUUGCUAGACUGGGGGCAGGGUCUGGAGAUGUAAGCUCUGCUGCCUGUGCUGGCUAGUGCUGGUUAGUGACUUCCCUUCCUGCCACCCCCUUCCUUUCUUGUUUCCCUUGAAUACUCACAACCACACUGUUCCUGAGCUUCCCCCUCUCUGUGGUGGAAUGGGGUUCCGAAAAUCUCCACAAUAUUCCGUUAAAUAAAACGCACAAACCUCAUUGUAGCCAUCUAUCAGGGACGGGGGUGGUGCUGUGGGUUAAACCACAGAGCCUAGGACUUGCCAAUCAGAAGGUCUGCGGUUCGAAUCCCCGCGACGGGGUGAGCUCCCGCUGCUCAGUCCCUGCUCCUGCCAACCUAGCAGUUUGAAAGCACGUCAGAGUGCAAGUAGAUAAAUAGGUACCGCUCCGGUGGGAAGGUAAACGGCGUUUCCGUGUGCUGCUCUGGUUCGCCAGAAGCGGCUUAGUCACGCUGGCCACAUGACCAGCUCCCUCGGCCAAUAAAGCGAGAUGAGCGCCGCAACCCCAGAGUCGGUCACUACUGGACCUAAUGGUCAGGGGUCCCUUUACCUUUUUUAUCCAUCUAUCUCUUAUAUAAGCUGGUGUACCCAUUCCCCUGGCAUCCCUAGGCAUGCACUCAUACUCUAAAUAAGACAAUCUAAUCAUAUGUUGCACUAUAUCAUUAUUUAUUAAAUAUGUAUGACACCCUACAUCCGUAGAUCUCAGGGCUGUUCACAGCAUACAGCGUAAUAAUAGUUAUAUUUAUUGCUUAGCGUCACUCCUAGCACGUAUUACUAAAAGAAUGUUUAGGAACACAGGAGUCUGCUUCAUUCCAGGUCAGACUGUCUGUUUAUCUAGCCCAGGGAUAGCCAACGUGGCAUCCUCCAGAUGUUGCCGAACUACAACUCCCAUCAGCCUCAGCCAGCAACAAUCAGUAGUCAAGAAUGAUGGGAGUUGUAGUCCAACAUCUGGAGUCCUGUCUAAUCUGUCUGGCAGUGACUCUCCAGAGUUUGAGGCAGAGAGGGAUCUUUCCCCCAUUUGAUCUUUUUCGGUGAAUGAGCCAGAUGUUAAUCCUGAGCCCUCCUAGUUGCUCUGCCUCUGAGCCCUUGAGGUUGGGGCUGAACCCUUGUUACCACCCUACCACCUGGCCUCCUUGAGCCCUGUUUCUUAAAACUGGUUUUAAUCGUCUAAACACUGGCCCUGUCUGUAGGUACGGUCACCACAGCUGAUCACUCUUACCAAUGGAAUAUUUUCAACCUGGGCUGAAUUAAGCGAAACACAUAGCGAGCUGCCUUUAUACAAAGUCAGACCAAUGGACCAUGUGCCUCAGUAUUGUCUACACUGGCUGGCAGCUCUCUGAGGUUGCAGGUAGAGAACCAUGCCUGCGAUGGAAUCUGGGGCCUUCUGCAUCCUAGUUAGAUGGCUUUACCACUCAGCUACUGCCCUUGAAAGCGGAAGUGUCACAGACAUGAUUUUAUGUUCCUCACCACUGUAUCGGGUUGAGUGGUGCCUGUGUUUCCUGUUUACCUCCUCCUCUUCCUCCUUCCCUUAUCAUCUUAGGCCUGAGGGUGUUGAAAUGCUGCGUAGGCCCCCUAUGCUGGGGAGUAAUGUCUCCCUUCCUUACGCAUCCCUCCCUCCCUUCCGUAGUUCGUAUCAGUCCUUCGUAAGCUAUUACUCUAGCCUUGGCUUGGAAAGAUGGGGAGCUUUUUGCUCUUCCCCCCUACACACUAGGCUCUCUUCCCCUCUCUAGAGUGCUACCGGGCCUGCGGACGCUGUUCAGGCCCCGAAGAUUCAAGCUGCCUUCGCUGCAAGAGGGGCUGGAUGCUUCAUGACCGAAGGUGCAUUGGUGAGUUUGUGGGACUAGGCUGGAAAGAAUCCAUGGUUGCUUAGCAACCAGUGAAAAAGGAUUUGAGGUGCUGUGUAUUUUGGAUAUAGGUACAUUGCAGGGACGCGGGUGGCGCUGUGGGUUAAACCACAGAGCCUAGGACUUGCCGAUCGGAAGGUCGGCAGUUCGAAUCCCUGCGACGGGGUGAGCUCCCAUUGCUCGGUCCCUGCUCCUGCCAACCUAGCAGUUCAAAAGCACAUCAAACUGCAAGUAGAUAAAUAGGUACCACUCCAGCGGGAAGGUAAACAGCAUUUCCAAGCCAGUAAAGCAAGAUGAUCGCCGCAACUCCAGAGUCGGCCACGACUGGACCUAACGGUCAGGGGUCCCUUUACCUUUACCUUUACCUUGCAGGGUGGUGCUGAUUAUUGGGGGGGGGGCAAAGGAAGAUGAUUCCCACAUGGGGUUCUGCGUGACCCCUGGGUUGAUAGAUCUCUCUUUGUCCCACACAGACAUAGAUGAAUGUGGCACAGACAUGGCGCACUGCCGGGCCAACCAGUUUUGCGUCAACACCGAGGGGUCCUACGAGUGCCGAGGUAAGAGCCCCCGAGCCUUAAAAGUGUGCUGCCCUUAGGCAAGUGACUCGGCUCUGCAGAACAAUUUAUAGCACUGUACCCUGUCCCUCCACCGCAACCCCCUUCCUGGACAAAAUAAAAAAUACAUGCCAUGUUGGACCGAUCACUCUUUUGCUGGGGUGGAAGAGGAGGAGAAACAUAAGCAGCAAGGGCUUGAGAACAAAGCCCAUUUGGAAACCUUCAUUCGUCACAGGAGACAAUGUCAUCUUUCACCACAGAACUUUUAGCGUUCCUUGUCUGCAUCCAGUUUCCAGACCUGCCUCUUAAUCCUGCCUUUCCCUUUCUGUUCAGAUUGUGCCAAGGCCUGCAUUGGCUGCAUGGGUGCAGGGCCUUCCCGCUGCAAGAAAUGCAACAAGGGUUAUCGGCGCGAUGGUGUCAAGUGCCUUGGUAAGCGCUCUCAAGCAGUUAUCUCGCAGCUAACCCUUCCCUGCGUGACAAAGCUAGUAGACAAAGCUCUGCCUUUUGUUUGGCCUAUCAAUGAAGCAUCAUUUAAGGCUGCUGUUCUAUUCCUGCCAGUCAUCUGACUGUCCGUUGUUGCUGUAACUUUGGGAGCUUCUCUGUGCCUCUCCCCCCCCCCCCAAUUUUCUGUUUCCUUUCUGGAAUCUUGGGUCCCUUUUAUCGCUGUGCAUCUUUCAGCAAUCAGUUUCUUCGUACACUUAGGAACUCGCUGGCUAGUGAUGCCAGGCAGGCACCCGCUUAAAACAUUUCUGUUCAGGGAAGCAGAUCUAGACACAUGGAUGUGAAUGUGCUGUAAUCUUAUUUAUUUAUUUUGUUUUACUGUUAUUUAUUAUAUUUGUAUACUCGUAGAUGUCAGGGUGGUUCACUACAUAAAAUUACAAUAUAAAAAACACAAAAUACAGUGGUACCUCAGCUUACAUAUGCUUCAAGUUACAUACGCUUCAGGUUACAGACUCCGCUAACCCAGGAAUAGUGCUUCAGGUUAAGAACUUUGCUUCAGGAUGAAAACAGAAAUUGUGCUCCGGCGGCAUGGCAGCAGCAGGAGGCCCCAUUAGCUAAAGUGGUGCUUCAGGUUAAGAACAGUUUCAGGUUAAGUACUGACCUCCGGAACGAAUUAAGUACCACUGUACAUAAUAAAGGUACCACUGUACAUAAUAAAAAUAAAAGCAAAGAUGACCCAAUAAUCCCCCCCUUCCACAUUUAAAAGGGCAUUGAAUGUCAGUCAGCGAAAGACCUGGUUGUUUUUGUCUAAAUUAAUGACGGCGCCAGCCAAAUCUCCCUGGGGAGAGCAUUCCACAAAUGGGGAGCCUGCAGAAAAGGCCCAUUUACUCUUAAUUUUCUUUUACUCCUUUAAUUUUCAUUAUUUUAAAUGUAUUUAUUUUUAAUUGAUGAUUUUUAUUGUUUCUUGGGAAAGCACUGGAAGGUUUUGCUGCAGUCAAGCGAUAGAAUGCUCUCUGUCUGUAUAUAAGGUGGGAGGGUUGGGGCCUAGAAAGGUUAUUCCACCCUCUGUGGGGAAAUGGUUCCUAACCACCUAGUGUGACUCCCAUGCUCCCUUCUCCCAGAUGUGGAUGAAUGUGCUGGGGACAUGGAAGAACCCGUAUGCACAGGCGCCAACGAGGCCUGUGAGAACACGGACGGCAGCUACCGGUGUGUCUGCGCAGAGGGACAUGUUCGCAAGGAGGGGAUCUGUGUGGAAGACAAACCCCCAGGUAAACCUCAGCAGCAGCAGCAGCAUCGCUCUUUACAGCACAUGUUCUCUAGCUGGGGAAUUGGAGGAGGCAAUGAUGCCCUGUGGGGGUCAGUCUCUAGGGCUUGCCUUCUACCCCGGAAGCAGUUUUGUCGGCCAUUUUGUAGGUUGCUGCGAACCAGUGUUUGGUUUGUCCAGAAGAUGACUUUUGCCUAACAAACCAAGUCUCUCAUGAGUGGUCUGGCUCCACAGAAAAGUUAACGCUACCUAUCAGACAAGGCUUCCUUCUUACAGAGACAGGUACUCAAGAUACAGCAUUACAUGCAAAUAAAAACACUUUAAUACGAGUUUUCAGAACGAUGGCGAGAGUCUGCUUCACAAGUGAGGAGGGCCAGGCCAGCUGGUGCCAUCAGCUCCUGAAGUUUGCCUGAGGAUAUUUUUGUCGCAUUGCUUAUUCUAAUAUUUUAAAUCGCGCACUGCCUUUACAGAAAGGCGGCACAUAAUGACUGCAAUUAGUAAUAAAUAAACCGCCUGUUGUAGCAAAACCAUCGAAGAGGCCAGCACAUUUAUUAUGCCAUGAGUCAUAGGGCUGUGGCCAUGAAGACUUGCGACAUGAUAAAUUUGUUAGUUCUUUCAGUCUCUCUUAAAAGGUAAAAAUAAAGGGAUCCCAGACCAUUAGGUCCAGUCGUGACCGACUCUGGGGUUGCGGUGCUCAUCUCGCUUUAUUGGCCAAGAGAGCUGGCGUACAGCUUCCGGGUCAUGUGGCCAGCAUGACUAAGCCGCUUCUGGCGAACCAGAGCCGUGCACGGAAACGCUGUUUACCUUCCCGCCGGAGCGGUACCUAUUUAUCUACUUGCACUUUGACGUGCUUUUGAACUGCUAGGUUGGCAGGAGCAGGGACCAAGCAACAGGAGCUCACCCCAUCGCGGAGAUUCGAACCGCCGACUUUCUGAUUGGCAAGUCCUAGGCUCUGUGGUUUAACCCACAACGCCACCCGCGUCCCCUCAGUCUCUUUUGUUUCUAUUUAAUGCUAAGUGCGGAGGUAAAAUGCAAAAUCAGAACCAAGUUGUAGCUUUCAUUAAAACUUGGUGCAGCCACUAGGAGGCUCUAAGUGACAAAAGCUGUCGGUUUCCCUUUUCUUACGACUUGGUUCCUUCUCCCACAGAUGCUCCCGAGAAAGGAUUCUUUGACGACAUCACGGACGACGAGGUGGUUGUGCUGCAACAGAUGUUCUUCGGUGCCAUCAUCUGCGCGCUGGCCACCCUAGCUGCGAAAGGAGACAUGGUCUUCACCGCCAUUUUCAUUGGUGCCGUGGCCGCUAUGGCCGGCUACUGGCUGUCUGAGCGCAGUGACCGCGUGCUGGACGGCUUUAUCAAAGGCAGAUAG
Messenger RNA from Podarcis lilfordi (Lilford's wall lizard), 51529 nucleotides. The record is from the annotation of a GenBank genome assembly. NCBI's taxonomy places the organism in Eukaryota, Metazoa, Chordata, Lepidosauria, Squamata, Lacertidae.